This is a messenger RNA of Podarcis lilfordi (Lilford's wall lizard), 79103 nucleotides long. Lineage: Eukaryota; Metazoa; Chordata; Lepidosauria; Squamata; Lacertidae. The record is from the annotation of a GenBank genome assembly.
AUGUAUUCUUCACCUCUCUGCCUCGCCCAGGUAAUUAAGGCCUCUUUCCUCUCCCCCCCUUUUAUCAGAGAUCUCCUUUCCACCCCCCCUCCUUCCUUCCUUUUUGCAUUGCUAAUUUGUAUCGUUUGUAAUUAUUUUUUUAGGGGGGAGCGGGAAUUGAAAUCUGUUUCCUCUUCGCUGCUCGGUUCCUUUCACCCACCGCCCCCCUCUCAAAAUCCUUUCUCUCCACCCCAAUUCCCCCCCCACCCCCGGAGAAAAGAGUUUUGUCCAUUGCAGAAAAUGCGUGGCGGGACUGCGGGCUUGUGGCGCGCGCGCGCGGGGAGGGGGGGUUGUUGGAGAGAGAGAGAGAGAGAGAGAGAGCGGUCUGUGCAUUCGUCCGCCUCUGAGUCAGUUGAGCUUCCUAAAAGGCGCCCGAUCUCUGUCAAACACCCCCCCCCCCCACUUCCCCACUUUGCAGGUCAAUUGUAAUAAGUUUCUAUUUGCAUCCUAUCCUCCUAAACCACCACCACCACCCCCGGGAAGAAAAACAACAACACUCUCCUUCCCUCCUGGUUGUUGUGUUUUGAGGAGAACUGCUGGCUUUUAGCAAUGCACGAGUCUGGAUCAGUAUGAGAUGUGGGGAGCAGGACACCCCCUAAUCUGUACUCCAUAGGCAGCAUGGGCUGGUGGUCUGGUGACCGCAAGAACAUCCUCUCUUUCCACACUAGGGGGGUGGGAUGUAGUGGGUGGCUAGGGUUUUUCGGUGUGGGAGAGGAGAGGCUUAAUAUCAACUGUUUCCCCAACUGUACACCAAGUUCUGAUAAGUUGGCAAAGAGAGAGGGGUGUAUGUGUGUCUGAGAGAGAGCAUUUUUGCAAGAAUGCCGAAUGCGUGAGUCCCAGUGUGCCGGAGUUUGCAAGGCUAUUCCAUGCCAGCGUGCGUAGGGGUUGAUUCAGUGUGCACACCAUGGGCUUGUAAGUAUCGGUGAGCCUUCGAGUGCCCCAGAGGUCUCAAAAUCCACCCCAGUGCGCCAGAGCGAGUGUGCAAAUGUGCCGUGCACUGCUGCCAUAGGCCCCAUAUUCCCUCCUUGCAUGGAAGGAUGUGAACCUGGGCACAUGGAAGUGAGAACGCUCGUGUGUGCCAGACGAGGCGGCAUGCAAGAGCUCGGGCGAGCGAGUGUGCAAAAAAUGCGCCGUGCGCUGGUGCCACAGGCCCCACAUUCCUCCCUGCAUGGAAGGAUGUGCCCAGGAACCUGGGCACAUGGAAGUGAGAACGCUUGUGUGUGCCAGAUGAGAGAGAGGUGGCGUGCACGAGCACGGCGGUCCGGCGCACGUGUUGCCCAGACAAUAGUGUCCAUGUGGGGCCCUCGUGCAAAGGCUGCGCUUCGUGAAAGCGUGCAAGCGUGUGUGAGACAGCUGAUUGCGAGCGAGAGGUGUGUGUGUGUGUUUGUUUGUUUGUGUGUGUGUGGCUUCCUUCCUGUGCCUACCCCCCACAUGCCUGUGGCAUCGAUGUGCGUCGGCCCCCGAUCUGCAAUGACACUGUUGCAACACAAGGCAUGAAAUAUUCACAUGCCAUGCUGUAUAUUUCAUGGGAAAAGUCGCUGGUCGGGUUUUCCAGGCGUCAUCAGAGCAAGCACAGUUUUUUACAUUCCUGUUAAUUUUUUGGGGGGUCCCUUUGCUUAGUUGUGAACACAUUUCGGUGUCCCCACAAACCUGUCUUCCUGCGGUGCCCUCGUUGUGUUGCCAGUCACGGGAUGUUGUGUGUUUUUUCUCGGCUGUUUGUUUUCCCUCUGUGUGUGUCAAAAUCCACUGUGGGUUGCACGUCUCUCUUUGCAAAGGACACAGUGUUCACCCUUCCCUCAACGUGGCCAGCUAUAAAGUCUUUUUCCCGCAUGCAAGUUUUCCUUAGCGGCAAAGCGUUGCCUUAUGGUGCCUGGGGCCUGAUAUUAUUGCGGGCUCCUUCCGACUUUUGCAGUGUACUCUCGCGUCCCCUCCAGCGGGGCAGCCUCUCCUCCCUCCCUCCCUGAUCGAUUCUUGAUAUUUUAUUUUAAUUAUUGAACACCCGGCCUCUCAUGUAACGACUUCCUUGCUGCAAACUAAGGGUGAGUCUUCUGAUAAGUAACUCCUAAACAAAGCAGCGUCUCGCAAGAACCUUGACAUCCUUUUCUAUCAAGAGCAUGGAUAUUAUUUUAUUUCUAAGUGCAUUUGUUGUGUGUGGGUGGGAGGGGGGAACAAACUGAUAGCAAACUCAAGGAUUUUUCUUGCAGCGGGGAGCAUUUUAAUUAGGCUGCCCCCAAAACAUAGAGAGGCGUUUUGAACAGACAAGGCCCGUGUUGAUAAAAGCUGGCCUGAGCUUUUGGCAGUAGAUGUGCAAAGAUGUGGCCCAGCCAAGUCAAAAUUUGGCCCAGUUUCAAUAUUCCGUUAUCAGAAUUCUGGACUCCCUCUUUUUUUAAAAAACCCCCUGUUUUCGACAGCUUUGAGACUUAAAUUUGCCCAUUGCUUGUAAAUCCUUUUUGCUGUGUUUUUUUUUUUAAAAAAAAAACAGCCUGGUGUUCUAAGUCCUGUCCCUGAGAUCGAACAAAAUGCCUGGCUUUCCGAGUUUCAGAAUAAAAAAGUGAAAAAUCUUGACUUAAAUCUUCACCUUGGAUCAAACACAUGUGAGCCUCUGUAAAAUAUCAGCCAGUGGUUUCAAAACCCUGCUCUGUGAAACGAUUGCGGUCAUGCUUCAACAAAGUGAGGUUCGUUCAGAGUUGUUUUUUUUAAAGGGUUUUGUUGGUUCGAAACACCUAUCCGUGUGGGAAGCUGCGCGCUGCAACCCUGUAUGAUGUAAAGCUCUCACUGGGGGAAUGGGAUGGGUAAUUUUGCACCAGAUAUGGUUUGGUACAUGGGACACGGGUGGCGCUGUGGGUUAAACCACAGAGCCUAGGACUUGCCGAUCGGAAGGUCGGCGGUUCGAAUCCCCGCAAUGAUGGGGUGAGCUCCCGUUGUUCGGUCCCUGCUCCUGCCAACCUAGCAGUUCAAAAGCACGUCAAAGUGCAAGUAGAUCAAUAGGUACCGCUCCGGCGGGAAGGUAAACGGCGUUUCCAUGCGCUGCUCUUGUUCGCCAGAAGCGGCUUAGUCCUGCUGGCCGCAUGACCCAGAGGCUGUACGCCGGCUCCUUUGGCCAAUAAAGCGAGAUGAGCACCGCAACCCCAGAGUCGGCCACGGCUGGACCUAAUGGUCAGGGGUCCCUUUACCCUUUACCUAUCAUGACGGAUAACAGGGGCAGAGUAGGCUGCCCUGUGCAGAAGAUGGUACCCGUUGUAUAUCUGCAUGAGUCUCUGCUCUAGAUUGGCACUUCUUAUUUUUAAUCCAGGCAAAAACCAGCUCACUGUUAUCCGAUGGUUAGGAAACAGCGAACCAAACAGAACACUUUUUUUUAAAUGAAUGGAACCGCCUUAAAGUCCCAUAUAUAUGGAAUGAUGUGGGGGCCAUAUUUGCAACGGAGGAAUAUUUCUGUUUUGCAAGUUUGAAAUGCGGAGACGUGCUGUGGAUCGCUCUCUGUUUCAGCCACGUGGGGGCUAAGGUCUGCGGUUUGGAGCCCAGGAGCCAAUCGCUAGGGCCCGAGGGGCCCCCGCCAAUAAAAUAUUUGAGGGGGCCAGCUCCCCCCAAAGUUGACCAUAGCUGUCAACGUUUCCCUUUUUUUUAAGGGAAAUUCCCUUAUUCCGAAUAGGAUUCCUCGCAAGAAAAGGGAAAAGUUGACAGCUAUGCAAUUUCCCAGUACAGUGGUACCUCGGGUUAAGUACUUAAUUCGUUCUGGAGGUCCGUUCUUAACCUGAAACUGUUCUUAACCUGAAGCACCACUUCAGCUAAUGGGGCCUCCUGCUGCUGUCGUACCGCAGGAGCGUGAUUUCUGUUCUCAUCCUGAAGCAAAGUUCUUAACCCAAGGUACUAUUUCUGGGUUAGCAGAGUCUGUAACCUGAAGCAUCUGUAACCUGAGGUACCACUGUAGUGAUGUAUGGAAGUGAGAGCUGGACCAUCAAGAAGGCUGAUUGCCGAAGAAUGGAUGCUUUUGAAUUCUGGUGCUGGAGGAGACUCUGGAGAGGCCCAUGGACUGCAAGAAGAUCAGACCUCUCCAUUCUUAAGGAAAUCAGCCCUGAGUGCUCACUGGAAGGCAGAUCCUGAAGCUGUGCAACAGCACAGUGUUUUGUGUUCUGUAGGCUCCUGUGAUGUAAGUCAUGGGCCUCGUUUAUUUCCUUGACAUCUGAUGGGAGGGCGCCACCACCGAGAAGGCCCUCUGCCUGGUUUCCUGCAACUUUGCUUCUUGUAGGGAGGGAACCACCAGAAGGCCCUCGGGAGAUGGACCCAGGUGUCUGGGGUGGAGACGCUCCUGCAGGUCUACUGGGUCAUUUAGGGCUUUCAGCACCAACACUUUGAAUUGUGCUUGGAAACGUCCUGGGAGCCAAUGUAGGUCUUUCAGGACUGGGGUUAUAUGGUCUCGGGGGCCGCUCCCAGUCCCCAGUCUGGCUGCCGCAUUCUGGAUUAGUUGCAGUUUCAGGGUCACCUUCAAAGGGAGCCCCACAUAGAGCACAUUGUGGUAGUUAUGACCUUUAAAGACCUAUACGGCUUAAGCCCAGGCUAUACGAAGAACUGUAUUCUCUCGUACGAACCUGUCCUGGCUCUGAAAUGUUUGGGGGUUCCCUUCUCUUGGCCCUGCCAACCUCACAGGCUUGCUUGGUUGGGGGUGCAAGACGGGGCCUUCUCUGUGGUGGCUCCUCCGAAACAACUUUGGAACUCGCUGCCGAGAGAAACCAGGCCAGCUCCCUCUUGGCUUUCCUCCCUCCGGCAAGCGAAGGAUUUCCUAUUCCAACAGGUGCCAUUUUGAAAGGAAAGGGCUUUCAGUAGUGCCGCCAUGCUUCUAUUACAUGCAUUUUAAUAGAUACUGUUUUAAUUUUAUUAGGGUUUAAUGAAUGACGGCCUUUUAUAGGUUUGUAGCGUUUCUGCAUUUUUAUCUGUGGCUGUUUUAGACUCCGUGAUCUGGGGGCUGGAGGGGGAAAGCAGGAUGUAAAUAAAAUGAUGAUGAUGGUAUUCAUGUAAUUAAAAUAGUAAAAAUAAAAAAUAUUCCAUGGUGGUCAGUGAAUGAGGGCACCUAUUCUGAAGCCCAUUGGAAGUUCAGGUGAUUUUCUGAGCCAAUUUCUCUGUGUUUCGUGCAGGAAGAGGGAGAGAGGGCCUUUGAGUGUGUACAGAGUGCAUUGGCUAUGCCUCUCAAAGGAAAAUGAAUGCUGCUUUUAAAAUCCCAUUUUUCUAGGGAAACUCUCUUCUAAGACAGUGUUUAUCUUAACAGCUGAAUUUUUUUGAAGUACGUGCAUUUUUGGAUGUACACACACACACACACAGACCAACUCAAUUUGGAGGCAAUUUAAGGAAUUCCCCCACCUCUGAGCAUACCCAGAGUGCUGUAUCCCCCUCCCACGCAACGGCCCAAUAAUUCCCAACUCAGGGUAACCAGGUCACAGGUAUUCCUGAAGAAGCGCCUCCACCCCGGACACCUGGGUCCAUCUCCCGAGGGCCUUCUGGGGGUUCCCUCCCUGCGAGAAGCGAGGUUGCAGGGAACCAGGCAGAGGGCCUUCUCAGUGGUGGCACCCUCCUAUCAGAUGUCAAGGAAAUAAACAGCUAUCUGACUUUUAGAAGACAUCUGAAGGCAGCCGUGUUUAGGGAAGUUUUUAAUGACUGAUGUUGUUUCGUGUUUUUAAUAUUCUGUAGGGAGCCGCCCAGAGUGGUUGGGGAAACCCGGCCAAAUGGGUGGGGUAUAAACAAUUAUUAUUAUUAUUAUUAUUAUUAUUAUUAUUAUUUUGCCCCUUUCUCUCUUUCCAUCCCCGCCCCCCAAGACACAACUUCCAAUUCAGCGAUUUUAAACCCUUGGCAAGGAGUUUGCGCAGAGAGAUUUCUUGGGACGGGGACGUCUUCUCGCCUUCAGAACGUCUGCCUUGCUGGCAAAGCCACAGCAUCCAGGCCCCAAAAUAGCCCUGGCACACUCAGUGCCACUCCUAGCCAGGACGACGCACUGACCUGCUUGAUUUGAGUCCAGGCCCUUGAUGGCAAAUUCUCUCUCUUUCUCUCUCUCUCCAGCUGUCUCUCAGUACCUUGGGACUUUCCCUCGCUCUCGUCUGGGCUCAGCCACCUCCUCCCUUGAUGCCUCUUUUAGAAACCUAGGUCAUGAUUUUGCAUUUCUUCUUCUUCCUGGCUUCCCCGACCUUCUGGUCUCCAAGUUCGUUGGCUUGUUUACUCUCAGGGAAAAACCCAGAGACACGCAUCCCCUCCAACGUUUCUCCUGUGAAAAUAGGGACGUCCUAUUCCAUCCCCUCCAACAUUUCUCCUGUGAAAAUAGGGGCGUCCUAUUCCACCCCCUCCAACGUUUCUCCUGUGAAAAUAGGGGCGUCCUAUUCCAUCCCCUCCAACGUUUCUCCUGUGAAAAUAGGGGCGUCCUAUUCCACCCCCUCCAACGUUUCUCCUGUGAAAAUAGGGACGUCCUAUUCCAUCCCCUCCAACAUUUCUCCUGUGAAAAUAGGGACAUCCUAUUCCAUCCCCUCCAAUGUUUCUCCUGUGAAAAUAGGGCCGUCCUAUUCCAUCCCCUCCAACGUUUCUCCUGUGAAAAUAGGGACGUCCUAUUCCAUCCCCUCCAACGUUUCUCCUGUGAAAAUAGGGACGUCCUUUUCCAUCCCCUCCAACGUUUCUCCUGUGAAAAUAGGGACGUCCUAUUCCACCCCCUCCAAAGUUUCUCCUGUGAAAAUAGGGACGUCCUAUUCCAUCCCCUCCAACGUUUCUCCUGUGAAAAUAGGGACGUCCUAUUCCAUCCCCUCCAACGUUUCUCCCCUGAAAAUUUUGUUGUUGUUUAGUUGUUUAGUUGUGUCCGACUCUUCGUGACCCCCUGGACCAGAGCACGCCAGGCCCUCCUGUCUUCCACUGCCUCCCGCAGUUUGGUCAAACUCAUGUUGGUCGCUUUGAGAACACUGUCCCAUCAUCUCGUCCUCUGUCGUCCCCUUCUCCUUGUGUCCUCCAUCUUUCCCAGCAUCAGGGUCUUUUCCAGGGAGUCUUCUCUUCUCCUGAGGUGGCCAAAGUCUUGGGGCCUCAGCUUCAGGAUCUGUCCUUCCAGUGAGCAUUCAGGGCUGAUUUCCUUCAGAAUGGAGAGGUUUGAUCUUCUUGCAGUCCAUGGGACUCUCAAGAGUCUCCUCCAGCACCAGAAUUCAAAAGCAUCCAUUCUUCAUGGAUCACUGCCUUGCCAUGGCGAAGGGGCUUGAAUAACUCCGAGAAGCUAUGAACUAUGCCGAACAGGGCUACCCAAGACGGACAGGUUAUAGCGGAGAAUUUCGACCAAACGUGAUCUACCUGGAGCAGGAACCGGCAAGCCACUCCAGUAUCCCUGCCAAGAAAACUCCAUGGACAAAGACAACAGGCAUAUAAAAGUAAUGACGCUGGAAGAUGAGCCCCUCAGGUCGGAAGGUGUCCAACAUGCUACUGAGGAAGAGCGGAGGACAAGUACAAGUAGAUUCAGAGCUGAUGAAGCGGCUGGGCCAAAGCCGAAAGGACGCUCAGUUGCGGAUAUGCCUGGAAGCGAAAGGAAAGUCCGAUGCUGUAAAGAAAAAUAUUGCAUAGGAAGCUACCAACAUGAGUUUGACCAAACUGUGGGAGGCGGUGGAAGACAGGAGGGCCUGGCGUGCUCUGGUCCAAGGGGUCACGAAGAGGCGGACACGACUAAACGACGAAACAACAACAACAUAACCAGCGUUCAUUGAACAACAGGAAACGGAUGCAAAUAUUCGUUUCCUCCUUCCCCCUCGCUUUGCCCAAUUUUGCUCUGUUUCCCCUCUCCUUCCUCCCUAAAGGUAAAGGGACCCCUGACCAUUAGGUCCAGUUGUGGCCGACUCUGGGGUUGCGGCGCUCAUCUCGCUUUACUGGCCAAGGGAGCCGGCGUACAGCUUCCGGGUCAUGUGGCCAGCAGGACUAAGCCGCUUCUGGCGAACCAGAGCAGUGCACGGAAACGCCGUUUACCUUCCCGCUGGAGCGGUACCUAUUUAUCUACUUGCACUUUGAUGUGCUUUCGAACUGCUAGGUGGGCAGGAGCAGGGACCGAGCAACGGGAGCUCACCCUAUCGUGGGGAUUCGAACCGCCGACCUUCUGAUCAGCAAGUCCUAGGCUCUGUGGUUUAACCCACAGCGCCACCCGCGUCCCCUCCAUCCUCCCUAGUAAGGGGUAUUUAAGGUCAAGAGCAGGGCAGGCUGCUUUGAAGAUCCUACCCCUCCUUUUCCUUUCCUAGUGAAAGUUGCGUCCAGGGCAUCUGGUCAGCAGACGGGGAAGUCUGAACGAACGCAGUCCAAGCGGGAAGGAGCGAGGGAGGGAGAGCGAAGAGAGAAGGAGGAAGGGUAUUUCCAAAGAAAGGGCCCAGUGUUUUCUUUGAACAAUGCUCAGCAACAAGACUGGGGGAGGCUGGGGGGGGGGAGUUGUGCAAUCUUAUCUCUGCCCUUCUCCUUUCUGCGCUCCCUCCCUCCCUCUCCACGCUUUGCAAUCCCGCCCCGUAACUCCCGGGCCAAGUCAAGGAUGCAAUUAUUUUUUAUUUUCCUUUCGGCAUGUGACGCUCUCCGAACAAAUUGGGACGGCGAGAGGGAAGGGCCGAGGCAGCUCAAGAGGAAGAGGGGUGAAACGCGCCUUCAAAAUCCAGAGGGGGUCAUCCAGCCUGACCCUCUUCAGGGGGGCAGAGAAUUUGGAAAUUAGGAGGGGGUGCGGGUGACGCUGUGGGUUAAACCCCAGAGCCUAGGACUUGCCGAUCAGAAGGUUGGCGGUUCGAAUCCCCACGACGGGGUGAGCUCCUGUUGCUCGGUCCCUGCUCCUGCCAACCUAGCAGUUCGAAAGCACGUCAAAGUGCAAGUAGAUCAAUAGGUACCACUCUGGCGGGAAGGUAAAUGGCAUUUCCGUGCGCUGCUCUGGUUCGCCAGAAGCGGCUUAGUCCUGCUGGCCACAUGACCCGGAAGCUGGACGCCGGCUCCCUUGGCCAGUAAAGCGAGAUGAGCGCCGCAACCCCAGAGUGGGUCACGACUGGACCUAAUGGUCAGCGGUCAGCGGUGGAGAUCUCACUGUGCCAUUGCAGAACGGCUCUUGCUGACAUUCCCGCGAAAUCUAGUCCCCCACUGUAACUUAAGAGCUGGUUUUCUGCUGUGGUUUUGUCAGAGGGAAUCCUGGAAGCUUCCUUUUGUCAGGCUGCUGGUUCCAUCAAGUUCAGUCCUGUCUGCACAGUUUGGCAGCAGCUGUCCUGGGUUUCAGGCAACGAAUCUAUCCCAGGAUGCCGUUGGAGGUUGAAUCCAGACAUUCUGCAUGCAGAACACGUGCUGUUCCGUUGAGCUAGGAUCCUUCCUCUGCUGAUAAAGUAAGAUUAAUAAUAACAAUAAUUAACAAGACUAAUAAUUUAUUAUUUACACCCCGCCCAUCUGGCUGGGUUUCCCCAGCCACUCUGGACGGCUUCCAACAGAUUAUUAGAAGCACAACGGAACAUCCAACAUUAAAAACUUUCCUAAACAGGGCUGCCUUCAGAUGUCUUCUAAAAGUCAGUUUUUUAUUUCAUUGACGUCUGAUGGGCGGGAGCCACCACCAAAAAGGCCCUCUGCCUGGUUCCCUGUAACCUCACUUCCUGCAGGGAGGGAACCACCAGAAGGCCCUCGGCGCUGGACCUCCGUGUCCGGGCUGAACGAUGGGGGUGGAGACGCUCCUUCAGGGAUACUGGGACGAGGCAGUGCAGGUGAAACGCAGCUAUCCUGGCUAGUAUAGCCUUAUCUUCCUCUUUUCUAAUCUGCUUUUAAAGCUUUCAGAAUCAGUGGCCGCUACUUCUCUCCUGAGGGAGGGAGUUCCACAGUUUAACCAUGAAAAAGUCUGUCGCGACUCUUCUGAAUUACUGAGCAGAAUAAAGGAAGAUUCAGAGCAGGUCUCUCAAAGGAAAGUGUUGAGUAGCUUUUAGGAACAGGGCAAGGGCUGUAGCUCAGUGGUCGGGCAACAGCCUCCUGUGUCGAAGGUUGCGGGUUCAAAUCCCGGCGCCUCCAUUUGCAGUAACCGAGACAGUUGCCUUUAGCGUACGGAAUAAGCGGCGCCCGACUUCUGAACUUUGGUUAGAGUAGACUUCUUGCCAUCAAACACGGAGAGAGCUUCUUGUAGGUAAGAAAACAAUGAAGUUGCUUAUGUGAUAGAAAAGGUUUCUCGUUGUUUUUUUAAAAAAUAACUUUUAUUCAAAAUUAAAACAAAACAUAUUAUCCAGAAACAUAUCAUCCUUAUUUCCCCCCAUUUUUCCUCCCUCCCCCCACAGAACCCCCCCACCCCCCGAGUUCCCUCAGUUCCAGUCUUUGAUUUCUCUAAAAAUGCUGUUGUAUAGAUCCUCAAGCUAUUUAGCUGAUUAUUAUCGAUAAAAAGUUUGUGAAUGUUUAUUCAAAACCAGCCAAGGAGUCCAAUUUGCAUUGUUGUAUCUUCAAAUACUUUGUAAAGGGUUCCCAUUUGUCUUUAAAGUCACAGUUAUCCUUGUCCCGUAGCUUGUAGGUCAGUUUUCCUAGUUCUGCAUAGUCCAUCAAUUUUUCUUGCCAUGAUUCUUUAGUUGGGGUUUCUUCAGUCUUCCAUCCUUGUGCUAUUAAAACUCUUGCGGCCGUUGUCGCAUACAUGAAGAUGUUUUUCAGCUUUUUUGGCCGAUCUUUCCCUACAAUCCUUAAUAAAAAUGCUUCAGGUUUUUUAACAAAUGUUAAAUGGGACAUUUUCUUCAAUUCAUUGUAAAUCAUUUCCUAAAAUUUUUUAAUUACCUCACCAUCCCACCACAUACGAAAAAAUGUCCCCUCCUUUUCCUUACACUUCCAACGUAUAUUUGAACUAGUUUUGUACAUUUUCCCUAACUGCACUGGUGUCGUGUACCAUCUGUACAAGGUUUCUCGUUGUAGCCUUAACUUUCUCGCCUUGUGGGAGGGAGUUCCGUAGACCGACAACGUGAAGGAGUCGUUUCUCUCAUCCGACACUCAGAGCGAGAAAAAGCUUUUCCUCUAUCCUCUUUUUUUCCGUGCCACAGAGGAUUAUACAAACAUUUAUCCUGCCGCCACUUACUCGCCUCUUUCUCGUAAAUCCCAAAUGCCUCUGAUCACCGAAGAAUUCAAAAGCAUCCAUUCUUCGGCAAUCAGCCUUCUUGAUGGUCCAGCUCUCACUUCCAUACAUCACUACUGGGAAAACCAGAGCUUAAUUGUCCAGUAGCACCUUAGAGACCAACUAAGUUCGUUCUUGGUAUAAGCUUUCGUUGUAUCUGAAGAAGUGUGCAUGCACACGCUUAUACCAAGAACAAACUUAGUUGGUCUCUAAGGUGCUACUGGAAAAUUUAUUUUAUUUUUUUAUAUUUUGAAAAUUAUUAUUAUUAAUUUUAAAGGAGAAGAGAAGGGGCUUCAGAGAGUGGUUUUCUGGAACACCUCCCUCUUUCCGUUAAACUUUUUUUGCGGCCACAUUUCACAGUGAGUAGAGAUGCUCCGCAGUUUGCUAAACUGCUCCGUGAAGCUCCUCUCUUCUAUCUCUUAAGCAGAAUCCUUGCCUCCCAUUCUGCUUGCUCGCUCACCUGCCCCCCUGUUUGUUGUUGGCCACGCAGGAGUUGACGUGGCCCCCUACUGGCCGAAAAACUGAACUUCAGCGUGACGACAGACUUACGUUUCAAUGGAUAGAGGAAGAAAGUAUGGAGACACUAAAGUCCCAAGAAUAGUUGGUUAAAAUGAAUGGGGAAAGCUAGAUACUUGUUUGUGUGUGUGUGUGUGUGUGUUUUAAAUCAGUGGUGGCUAGUCCAAUGGGGCAAAUGGGGCACUGCCCCACCAACCCCAGUUGUGUUUUGUAGGUCUAAACCAGGAAUUGGGGUCCGGAUUGUUGUUAUGUGCUCAGACUAUUUUAGAGCCAUAGAAUUGUAGAGUUGGAAGGGACCCUGGGGAUCAUCUAGUCGAACCCCCUGCAAUGUGUCUGACCUGUACAGAAUUCGAACCUGCAACCAUGGCAUUAUCAGCACCAAGCUUUAGCCAACUGGCCGGCAAGCUACCUGGCUGCUGAAUUCUGCACUAAAUGCAGCUGAUAACAUUGCAACCAGGGUCUUUUUUUUCAGCCGGAACUCAGUUCCGACACCUCUCAGGAUGCCCUUCUAAGAGAACGAGAGAGGCGCUCGUGGUGAGUCCCGGAACCUCUUUUUCUGGUAAAUAAUAGCACUAAUGGUAACAUUCCUGGGGGGGAUUCGCCGCUAGAGAAAUUCAUGGAGGAGAAAAAGGCUAUCGAAAGCCACUCGCCCCAGUGUCUAUGUUCUCUCCCAGUGUUUUUGCGUUGCGGUUGCUGCAAAUCUCAGGAGACGGUUUGCUUCAGCCGAGGUGUGCUGGUCCCGAGGGUUAACCGUGCGGUGAGGUCCGAGUCCAGUCCGAGGUUGCGGGUGCGGUAUGGAGGCUGUCCGUCAAAGCUGUAGCUGGGUCCAAGGCAGGGAGUCGGGAGAGGUCAGGAACUCUGGCAGAAGAGCAGGACAGGGUGCCGGCACGAACAGGCUACCAACAAUGUUGCUCCCGCAACUUGGGACUGGGGCUGGCUAGCUUUUAUCUGCCCCGAGGCAUAGGGCGGCCCCGGUCCACAAGUGACUCGCCUCUGCCUGGAGGUGAGCACUCUUCCUGCAGGAACUUAGUUCCCUCCGCCUCUCUGCCCUGAGCCUCUGCAGCUCAGGAGAGGCUGGAGGGUUACCGGACCCAGAGGCAACCUCAGCUUCCCCUGACAGGGCUGAGAGUGGAGCACCUGCAGGCAAUGGGUCCUCCAUCACCUCAGGAGCCAGAGCAGACUCACCUGAGGACCCAGCACAGGUGAGGACCCUUCAGGCUCAGGCCCCAGCUGGUUCUGGAGGCGGGGACUCCUGUGCAGGCUGGGAUUCCUCAGGUUCAGCCUCCGAGUCCGAAUCCCAGGCCAUCACAUGAGGUGUCCCUGAACGAAGUCGGGGCAAGACGAGGGACCUGAGCGUGCAGGCCGAAAGAAAUCGAAAGAUCCAUCUGUCUCGAGACGGUCUAAUCUCUUUAGCAGGUCUGGCUUCUUAUUUUUGAGAGGGAGUGGGGAGACAAAGAGAGAGCUCUGACCUCAUGGCUAUAGAUAGCCAAUGUGUAGAAAGAGCUUUGCAGAAGUUCAGCUCCCUCCCUUUCCAACGGAUGCUUAUGGGAUGGAGUCACUGGACUGUGAGUGACGGCACAGGGCACCCACUCAUGGGACGCAGCGUCAGAAACCCGGAAUGGGAGGCGGUAGACAAAUAGGAGAGGAAUGGAAGGGUUUGGAGGCAGCUGUGCCAAACGAUGGCCACAAGAAUUGCCUGCUUGGGGGUUGUUAACGGAAAAAUCCGAGGGCUCCCUUGGACAAAAAAACAAAGAAACCAACCAGGAUUACUUGGAGCAAAACAGCAGCCUGUAGGCUUGGCCUUUAUGGAUCUGUUGCAACAGGGUGCUGCCCUCACCCGCAGGAGAGAGGAAGGACCCAGAAAAAUGGCAUGCAAGGCCUUAUAAAGACUUUUGAAAUUGCCACCCUGUAGAUCAAGACCACCCCCAGAAACAUCAUACAUCCAUCACAGAAAGGGUGUAACCUAAGACCACCCCUCAGAUACAUCACACCGACAUCACAGAAAAGGCGGUCUAAAACAGAAAAUUUGAACGUUUUUUUCCUCCUGUUGUUGUUUAUCUCCUGUCUGGCAGGUUACUUGAUUGGAUUGCCUGGGGAGCCUGGCCAGUCCUUUGUAGUGAUAAAUACUUAGUUCCUGGGCCAGGUCACAGGCUCACACCCUCUUCAAACACAGACAUAUCCUUAAGACAGGAUUUGUGAAGGAAAAGACAAUGGGGAGGCUUUUCCACUUUGACCUUACAGAGAAAACAUUUGGUCAGUUUAGGAAUCAAAUGGAGAGGUUUGAUCUUCUUGCAGUCCAUGGGACUCUCAAGAGUCUCCUCCAGCACCACAAUUCAAAAGCAUCCAUUCUUCAGCGAUCAGCCUUCUUGGUGGUCCAGCUCUCACUUCCAUACAUCACUACUGGGAAAACCAGAGCUAGAACUAUACGGACCUGUGUUGGCAAGGUGAUGUCUCUGCUUUUUAAGAUGCUGUCUAGGUUUGUCAUUGCUUUUCUCCCAAGAAGCAGGCGUCUUUUAAUUUCGGGACUGCUGUCACCAUCUGCAGUGAACAUGGAGCCCAAGAAAGUAAUGGAGGCAGUGAGAGAUUUUACUUUCUUGGGAAGGACUAGACCAUGUGAAAAAUGAACGGAAUAUUUCAGCUGCAGUUCAUUCAUUUUCAGCUUUGUAUUCUUGUUAUUAAAAAAAGCACCUAGGCAUUCCGUUGUUGCACCCGUAACUUAGGUUCAAGGUGCCAUUUAGCUCCUAGUUUUCAUAUCUCAGUUUCUAAGACUAUCUCGGCCUCGGCCCAGUACACCUGAAAGAGCGUCUCCACCCCCAUCAUCCAGCACGGACACCGGGGUCCAUCUCCCGAGGGCCUUCUGGCGGUUCCCUCCCUGCGAGAAGUGAGGUUACAGGGAACCAGGUGGAGGGCCUUCUUGGUGGUGGCGCCCUCUCAUCAGAUGUCAAGGAGAUAAACAACUAUCUGACUUUUAGAAGACAUCUGAAGGCAGCCCUGUUUAGGGAAGUUUUUAAUGUUUGAUGUUUUUAAAACUUUGUUGGAAGCCACCCAGAGUAGCUUGGGAGACCCAGCCAGAUGGGUGGGGUAUAAAUAAUAAAUUAUUAUUAUUAUUAAUUAUUACAGUGGUACCUCGGGUUACAGACGCUUCAGGUUACAGACUCCACUAACCCGGAAAUAUUACCUCGGGUUAAGAACUUUGCUUCAGGAUAAGAACAGAAAUCGUGCGGCGGCGGGAGGCCCCAUUAGCCAAAGUGAUGCUUCAGGUUAAGAACAGUUUCAGGUUAAGAAUGGACCUCCGGAAUGAAUUAAGUUCUUAACCCGAGGUACCACUGUAUUUUCGAUUUAUAUCCCCCCCCCCUUUUUAUUUCCCCUUCUCCCUCCGCUGUCUAUUUGUCAGUUCCUCCUCGUAUACUUUCUGAUUCCCUUAAAAUUAAGUUAUUAACCCAAGGUACCACUGUAUAAGAAUAUUUAGAAAGCACAAUGAGGUGAUUCGGAAGCCAAAAUUAUUAUUAUUAUUAUUAUUAUUAUUAUUAUUAUUAUUACUAUUACUAUUACUGUUCAAGGCAUCCCAGGGCGCCACGCUGGUUGAAAACCACUGCUUUAGGGCGCCUCAGUGAGGACAAGACGCUAGAUAGCUCCGUCGGUAGAGCACGAGACUCUUAACCUCCAGGCCGUGGGUUCGAGUCCUGCAUCGCGGAAAAGAGGGUUGGACUAGAUGACCCUCAGGGUCCCUUCCACCUCGACGAUUCUAUGCUCCUAUAACUAGCAGAGUCUCUCCUCCUUUCCCUUCUCUCUCUCUUUCUCUCCUUCCUUGCCCCCCUCCACUGCCAAUUUCCUCAGCUCCCUCUCAUGUCGUGGGGGCAGGCGGACGUGCCCUUUUCAACUCCCGGAGACCUUUGCGGGGGGCCCUGGCGAUCCCGUCGCGCCGUGCCAGCCAAACUCUGUCGCUUCCUUGGCAGAAAAGGACGGCAGGCUAUUUUUAAAUCCAGGAGCGAGAGAGAGAGAGGCGUUCCUCUCCUCCAGCCUGGGGUGUUUUCUCUUUUUUGGAAACCUCCUUGGGGGUCCCAGCUGGAGAGGGGCGAUUGGGUGACAGAUGGACCCUACGCGGGUGAGUAGGGCCGUUGAGGAGGGUGGGGAGAUUUCAGCCAGAACACAGAGAUCCCUUAUUAUUUCCCCCGCCCAGAACAAGGAAGUUGUGUUUCCUGAUAGAUUCCGCCCCCUCUCUGAUUUGCUGGCCUGCCUGUGACUCUUUCAUGAAAAGCCGACAAUUUUCCCUCUGCAAUCUCUUCUGAGAUAUUUCCCUUCCCGCUUUGACUGCCCCACCCCUCCUUAACCCUAGGAAAAGUUUGCAAACUGGAUCUUUAGGGAAGAAAUUCCCAAUAUUUUAAAACUCCUCGUGCGCCCCAUAGGCUGAACUUCGGCACCUGUCUCUAGCGCCGCGACGGUGGUCCUUUUUGAGCACGUGCAGAGUGAUUUUUCCUUUCUGCCGAGUCACGCAGGCGGUUUCAACGCUUGUAGGCAGUGAUAUCUGAUCCUGGCUGCCUCUGUGUGUGUGUCAUCCGUCAUGUGUCUGUGUAUGGCUGGGUCUGGGAGAUGCUCAAUUUUGCAUUUUAAACAGGAAGACAGCGGCACCUUGGUUCUCAAACUUAAUCCGUUCCAGACGUCCGUUCCAAAACCAAAGCGUUCCAAAACCAAGGCGCGCUGCUUUCCCAUAGAAAGUCAUGCAAAGCAGAUUAAUCCGUUCCAGGCUUUUAAAAACAAUCCCUAAAACAGCAAUUUGACAUGAACCGCUUCUGGCGCAACGGAACACCGUGACGGAAACCAGAGCGCACGGAAAUGCUGUUUACUUUCCCGCCGCAGUGGUUCCUAUUUAUCUACUUGCACCGGUGUGCUUUCGAACUGCUAGGUUGGCAGGAGCAGGGACAGAGCAACGGGAGCUCACCCCGUCGCUGGAAUUGAACCGCUGACCUUCUGAUAGGCAAAGCCAACAGGCUCAGUGGUUUAGACGCGCCACCCACAUCCCUCCUAGCAGUUCGAAAGCACACCAGUGCAAGUAGAUAAAUAGGUACCGCUGCGGCGGGAAGGUAAACAGCGUUUCCAUGCGCUCUGGUUUCCGUCAUGCGCCAGAAGCGGUUUAGUCCUGCUGGCCACGCGACCCGGAAAGCUGUCUGCGGACAAACGCCAGCUCCCUCGGCCUGAAGCGAGAUGAGCGCCGCAACCCCAUAGCCGACUUUGACUGGACUCAACCGUCCAGGGGUCCUUUACCUUUUAAAUACCCGGCUAUAAAAGCUGGGAGAUAUUGCUGGGAGGGGGGCAGGGCGUGGGCAACAGAAGAGAAGAGGAAAGCAAGUCUUUUCAACCACCAGCGAUGUCUGCAUCUCCUCCAGAAAGUAUACCGUAUUUUUUCCUCUAUAAGACUCACUUUUUCCCUCCUAAAAAGUAAGGGGAAAUGUGUGUGCGUCUUAUGGAGUGAAUGCAGGCUGCGCAGCUAUCCCAGAAGCCAGAACAGCAAGAGGGAUUGCUGCUUUCGCUGCGCAGCGAUCCCUCUUGCUGUUCUGGCUUCUGGGAUUCAGAAUAUUUUUUUUCUUGUUUUCCUCCUCCAAAAGCUAGGUGCGUUUUGUGGUCUGGUGCGUCUUAUAGAGCGAAAAAUACGGCAGUUUUAAAAAUCCACCCGGGCGGAAAUUUUACCCCUGAAAAGGAGGACGUGUCUGGGAAAAAGAUAACACAUGGCAACCCUAGCUGGGAUUUAGAGGCUUCCAAACUGUGCAGCAAAGUGAGGGGCCGACUGCAGCCGCCAUCGUGGCCCCUGACCUUUGGCAUGCUGGUUUAUGGGCGUCAGACGGGCGUGUGGGGUUUUUUGGGGGUAUCCUAGCUCGGAGAAGGCUGCUCCCCACCACCAAGCCGUCGCGGGGGCCGCUCGACGUUCCCUGAUUGCCUCCGGGGCACCCGGCCCGGGUCUCUCGAAAGCGGAUUAGCUCGACGGCAGCAUCUUUCUGGCGGGGCUAAUCUGGCGGGAGGGAAAGUUGUCGGAGUGGCUGAUCGGAUUUCAAGCCCUUUCCUGGUUCAUUGCUGAUCUCCCCUCAGCCCAACUCCCGUCGCCUAAUCCCUGGGCUGAACCCAGAUUGGCACAGACCGGAGAGAGCUUUUAAAAGCUUUCCACCGUCCUGGGAGGCUGGGCUGCGGAGGUUUAUGGCAAGGCAUAACAGAUUGAGGUUGAAUCCUGACAAGACAGAAGGACUGUUCUUGGGGGACAGGGGGCGGGUGGGUGUGGAGGACUCCCUGGUCCUGAAUGGGGUAACUGUGCCCCUGAAGGACCAGGUGCGCAGCCUGGGGGUCAUUUUGGACUCACAGUUGUCCAUGGAGGCGCAGGUCAAUUCUGUGCCCAGAGCAGCUCCAUCUGAUACACAGGAUGAGACCCUACCUGCCCGCAGACUGUCUCGCCAGAGUGGCGCAUGUUCUGGUUAUCUCCCGCUUGGACUACUGCAAUGCACUCUCUGUGGGGCUGCCUUUGAAGGUGACCCGGAAACUACAAUUAAUCCAGAAUGCAGCAGCUAGACUGGGGACUGGGAGUGGCUGCCAAGACCAUAUAACACCAGUCUUGAAAGACCUACAUUGGCUCCCAGGACGUUUCCGAGCGCAAUUCAAAGUGUUGGUGCUGACCUUUAAAGCCCUAAACAGCCUCAGUCCAGUAUACGUGAAGGAGUGUCUCCACCACCAUCGUUCAGCCCGGACACCAGGGUCCACCUCCCGAGGGCCUUCUGGCAGUUCCCUCCCUGCGAGAAGCCAAGUUACAGGGAACCAGGCAGAGGGCCUUCUCGGUGGUGGCGCCUGCCCUGUGGAACACCCUCCCACCAGAUGUCAAAAAGAACAACAACUACCAGACUUUUAGAAGACAUCUGAAGGCAGCCCUGUUUAGGGAAGCUUUUAAUGUUUAAUAUGUUAUUGUAUUUUAGUGUUUUGCUGGAAGCUGCCCAGAGUGGCUGGGGGGACCCAGCCAGAUGGGCGGAGUAUAAAUAACAAAUUAUUAUUAUUAUUAUUAUUAUCCUCCCCAUCUUUCUCUUCGAGGUAAACAAAAGCCCAGAACGCUGCGACUUCCGAUUGGCUGCGGGAGCCAACCGGAAGCCGCGCUUUGGUUUCCGAACAUUUUGGAAGUUGAACGGACUCUGUUCGACUUGCAAGGUACAACUGUAGUUCCACGGUGUUGUUGGUACUCCAGUUCCCAACACCACCCCCUGACUAAUAAUAAUAAUAACAACAAUUUUAUCAUUUAUAUGACGUCUGUCUGACUAGCAUGUAUCAGCCAAUCUGGGCAGGUUUCCAGCAAAAUAGAAAAAACACCGUGAAAACAUCAAACACUUCUUUAAAAACCCACUUCCCUAGAAAGGGCUACCUUCAGAUGUCUUCUGAAAGUCCGUUUAACAAUUGCAGACCCUCCAAGUCUCCCUAUUUUCCAGGGACAGUCCCGGAUUUACAGAAGCUGUCCCGGUUUCUGAUUUGAUACUAGAAUGUCCCACUUUUCUUUAGGAUGUCCCUAUUUUCAGAGGAGAAACAUUGGAGGGGAUGGAAUAGGACGUCCCUAUUUUCACUGGAGAAACAUUGGAGGGGAUGGAAUAGGACGUCCCUAUUUCCAGGGGAGAAACGUUGGAGGGGAUGCAAUAGGAUGUUCCUAUUUUCAGGGGAGAAACGUUGGUGGGGACGGAAUAGGAUGUCCCUAUUUUCAGGGGAGAAACAUUGGCGGGGAUGGAAUAGGAUGUCCCUAUUUUCAGGGGAGAAACAUUGGCGGGGAUGGAAUAGGACGUCCCUAUUUUCAGGGGAGAAACGUUGGAGGGGAUGGAAUAGGACGUCCCUAUUUUCAGAGGAGAAACGUUGGAGGGGAUGGAAUAGGACGUCCCUAUUUUCAGGGGAGAAACGUUGGAGCGGAUGGAAUAGGACGUCCCUAUUUUCAGGGGAGAAACGUUGGAGGGGAUGGAAAAGGACGUCCCUAUUUUCAGGAGAAAACAAAACGAAAAGCGCCGCAAAUACGAAAACGCAAAAUAAAAAGCAAAAACAGACAGACCUCAGCGUAACACUCAAAUCGGAAGCGUAACACUCAAAAUGGAUCUAUGGCUCUCAAAUCGGAAGCGUGGCUCUCAAAACGGAGCACGUUCGGCUUCCAAAAAAAGUUCGCAAACCGGAACGCUUCCUUCCAGGUUUGCAGAGUUUGGGUUCCAGGUUGCUUGAGUACCAAAGGCGCUUGAGAACCAAGGGACCGCUGUAAGGGUUAGUAGCUUCCCCUCCAGCUGGCGAAAUCCUGUGUCCCUUGCCCCGGUUUGUGCUUUUGUGGCGUUCUCGUUUAGGUUACUUAUUAUUUCUCCCCCCUUAUCUCGGCGCCUUUCUUGGGCUAGGAAUGCAAGGCCGCUGGGUUUUCCGUCGCAGGAAGGGGGUGGAGAACAGAGCCCAGGGCGCUUUGAUGGCGCGUGGCGGUUUGGUGGCGGGGUGUGUGUGUGUGUGUGUGGACCUCCGUCGGGAGAUUAUCGAAGCCUGAGCACAGAUGUACACGUCGGCUAAUGAAUUACUCCCAGCGGAGACCUCACCUGGCUUGACCUCCGCUUAGACUGCGCCCCGGCGAGGGAGAGCUGUCCUCUCGUGACCUUGCCGCCGGGAACUGCGGCUUUUGUUGCAUGACAUCGCGGCCUCUUAUCUCCCCAAACCGUCCCCCUCCCAACCUUGAACGAAGGCGGGGGGGUGAAAGCAGGAAACACGCAAAUCCAAACCCGGGUACGUCGGCGGAAAGACGGGCCGACGUCUUGCGCAAAUUAAUCUUCUUAUCGCUGUUGGUUGUUUUAUUUUACUGCCCCAAAGCCCCAAUGCGCAGCUUCGUUUGGAAAACUCGCCAGUACCGGGAAACCCAGUGGCAUCUAAUAAAAUGUAGCAGAAGUUCAUGCAGUUGCUUAUGGGAUGGUUUCAUCGCCAGUCUUUUUGGACUGGAAAUAUUGGGCCUGCUUUGAAAGAGGAUUUGGGCAAAUUACAGAGGGAAAGGAAUCUCAGUUGCUGGGAACUGCAGGAGGGGAGAGGGUGAGGCCACAUCUGGAAUACCGUGCCCAGUUCUGGGUUCGAAUCCUGAUUGUGGGUUUGAGGGGCUUCUCGGCUGGCCACUGCGGGAACAGGAGGAUGGGAUAGGUGGGCCACAGGACUGCCCCUGAGGACGCGGGUGGGGCUGUGGUUUAAACCACGGAGCCUAUCGGAAGGUUGGCGGUUCGAAUCCCCGCCACGGUGGUGAGCUCCAGUCGCUCUGUCCCAGCUCCUGCCAACCUAGCAGUUCGAAAGCAUACUGGUGCAAGUAGAUAAAUAGGUACCACUGCAGUGGGAAGGUAAACAGCGUUUCCGUGUGCUCUGGUUUCCAUCAUGCGCCAGAAGUGGUUCAGUCCUGCUGGCCACAUGACCCGGAAAGCUGUCUGCGGACAAACGCCGGCUCCCUCGGCCUGAAAGUGAGAUGAGUGCCGCAACCCCCUAGUUGCCUUUGACUGGACUUAACCGUCCAGGGGUCCUUUACCUUUUUUUACCUUACCCUGGAUCAAUGGACUUUUCUCAACCUGUGGGUCCCCAGAUGUUGUUGAACUACAACUCCCAUCACCCCUAGCUAGCAAGGCCAGAGCUCAGGGAUGAUGGGAGUUGUAGUCCAACAAUAUCUGGGGACCCAAAGGUUGAGAACCGCUGCUUUAAAGGUUUUGUCUACCAGGGGUGCUUCUGAAUCUUGCCUCACGUCCUAUGUCCUCACGGCCCUCCUGUAAGCUCACAAGGUACUGUGGUUAAGCGUGCCUAAAACGGCAUAUAUUAAAGGAAACUUUGUACCCAAACGCGGGAUGUUGGUGGGGGGAAUCGCUUUGCAAAAAAUGCAGCUGUCGGGCAAAAUUGCACAAUCAGCGAACAGGUGUUGAUAAACCUGCACUGUGGCGCUGAUGUAUUUGCACAGGGACCUUAUUUAAAAAAAAACAACUUCGAAUAAAUUUGCAAAUUGAAACGUGGGAGGUGGAAUUUAAGAUGGGGGGGGACGAAACGAGCCACUGAAAUGGACAGUUUUUGCCCCCCCCGUAACUGCUAGGGGGCUUGUGUCGGGCAAGGCGAAGACAUCGAGAAAGGGUUGAAGGAUAGACAUUCCCAAUUAGCAGGGCAGCUGCACGGUUUCAUAUUACCUGCCCUGGGAAAAAACAGCCUGGCAGCCCCUUUAGAUGAGGAAAAGCCAUUUCCGUGGCAGGGGCCACGCUUAACCCUUUCCCAGAACUUUGAAUUCAUUGCUCCAUUUUUUCCAAAUGCCUCCCUUCCCUCCCUCAGCUUGUGUGGUUUUCCUGAUUGGGAAUUAAUUCAGCAUUGAGAAACCUGAGGCCUCGACGGGGUGUGUGUGUGUGAAUGUGGCCCUCCACACCUUUCUGACCGGCCCUCAGGACUCUCCUACGGUCACCACACUCCUUGCCAGCUCUGCUUCACAUUUCUGGCUAAGAUGCCUCCUCUGAUCAUAGAAUCGUGGAAUUCUAAAGCUAGAAGGGACCCUGUGGGGUCAUCCAGUCCAACCCCGCGCAAUGUAGGACCAUGCCUCUCUCGAACCUGCAACCCUGGCAUUCAUCAACACCACGCUCCAACCAACAGAGCUACCCGGGCCCACGAACUCUCGCCGCCUGGGUGUGGGGAUAUAAAAAAUCGUGUGCAUGUGUAUUUGUGUAGAAACUAGCUUACUGCGCAUGGGGGAAAUUUGCAUCUGUUUCUGCGCCCACUUAUGCCUUCUGGACCCUCCCACCCACCAAGGCCAUGUGGCCACUGGAAGGUUUUGCAAGAGGGUCUUCGGCCCCUGGGCUGAUUAAACUUCCCCAGCUUGGUUAGAUAGCAGAAAAAGGGAAAUUAUUUGGGGGGGGGUGAGAGAGAGAUGGAAUCUGUAGUUACAGUGGUACCUUGGUUCUUGAACGGCUUGACUCCCGAGCAAAUGGGCUCCCAAACACCGCAGACCCAGAAGUGAGUGUUCCGGUUUGCGAACUUUUUUGGAAGCCGAACAUCCAACGUGGCUUCCGGUUGCCUUGAUUUCCGAAUGGUUUUGGGAGUUGAGUGGGCUCCCGGAACGGAUUAAGUUCGAGAACCAAGGUACCGCUGCAAAAGGUAAAGGUAAAGGCACCCCUGAUCAUUAGGUCCAGUCGUGGCCGACUCUGGGGUUGUGGCGCUCAUCUCGCUUUAUUGGCCGAGGGAGCCGGCGUACAGCUUCCGGGUCAUGUGGCCAGCAGGACUAAGCCGCUUCUGGCGAACCAGAGCAGCGCACAGAAACGCUGUUUACCUUCCCGCCGGAGCGGUACCUAUUUAUCUACUUGCACUUUGAGGUGCUUUCGAACUGCUAGGUGGGCAGGAGCAAUGGGAGCUCACCCUGUCAUUGUGGGGAUUCGAACCGCCGACCUUCUGAUCGGCAAGCCCUAGGCUCUGUGGUUUAGACCACAGCGCCACCCGCGUCCCAGGUACAGCUGUAGUGAUGUGCAAUUCUGCAAAUCCUGGGAGGUCCAGCAAUUUGGGCUGCUUCCUCUCUCGCCGGUGCCUCGGAGCGGAUCGCUGCGUUUCCACCAGCUCUGCCAAAACCUCCUCCGCCGCGGCAGGUCGGGAGAGCCGCAGGCCGUGGCGUACGAGUGGAAACUGGGGCUCCACCGGCCGCCCAAAUCUGCCGCCUGAAGCCGCAGGCUCUGGGUGGGGCACAGAGAAUGAAGGGGGGGGGGGAAGAGAGAGAGAGAAACAACAUUUCCAGUCAACCUGUGCAGAGCCAAAUUUUCUUGGCAAGGCAGCAGGGCGGGGCGUUUGGCUGCUUGGUUUCUGACCAAAAUGCUCAAUUACUCGUAAGGGGAAGCAGAUUUCAAAUUGUAGCUGGAAGCUCUUCUGAAGCGGCUGCUUGUUCCGUCCCGUCCCGUCCCGUCCGUAUCCUGCCUCCUCCUCCUUCCCACGAGCUCAAGGUCCCUCCCGUUCCCCGUUUUCUUUCCACAACGGCCCUACCGGGUAGGCCCAGCAGAAAGCAGGCAGUUGCUCUUAACUCGCCGGCUGCAGCUGAUGAACAGGAACACUGCCCUCCAUUUUUAUAGGGUUGCUGUGACCUAUCUAACUUGCAGAGCCGGUCUCUUGCAAAUAGUGUUCCCCCAGCUGAAAAGACAAGGAUAAAAAUUCCUUAGCUAUAAGCUAUGAGUGUGGGACGUGGGUGGCGCUGUGGGUUAAACCACAGAGCCUAGGACUUGCCGAUCAGAAGGUCGGCGGUUCGAAUCCCCCCAGACGGGGUGAGCUCCCGUUGCUCGGUCCCUGCUCCUGCCCACCUAGCAGUUCGAAAGCACGUCAAAGUGCAAGUAGAUAAAUAGGUACUGCUCCGGCGGGAAGGUAAACAGCGUUUCCGUGCGCUGCUCUGGUUCACCAAAAGCGGCUUAGUCCUGCUGGCCACAUGACCCGGAAGCUGUACGCCGGCUCCCUCGGCCACUAAAGCGAGAUGAGCGCCGCAACCCCAGAGUCGGUCACGACUGGACCUAAUGGUCAGGGGUCCCUUUACCUUUAAGGUAGUCUCUAUGGGAGUAUAUUGUAUUUAAUUAUGGGGUAUCAGAGUUUUUAGGGGGCUAACCAUUCUGGGAUCACUGGGAUGGCAGGCUUGUUGGUUUCUGAUUGUCUGAUUUUUUCAAUUUCAUUGUUCUGUAUGGGACAAUGACGAUAAAGAUUAUCGUAUCGUAUACAGAAGAGGCAAUCCUUCCUGAGAGAGCCGAAUGCCUCUUCUCAGCUCUGGCAUGAAUCCACGGGGUGUCCUUGUAAGAAUGCCUCUAUGCAGAAGAGGCAAUCCUUUCCGAGAGAGGAGAAGGCUUCUUCUCAGCUGAGGCAUAAAUCCACGGGCUGUCCUUGAAGGAAUGCCUCUAUGCAGAAGAGGCAAUCCUUCCUGAGAGAGGUGAAUGCCUCUUCUUAGAGCGGGCGUGUAUCUACCCAGAUAUGUUUGGUGGAAUGCGUCUAUGCAGAAGAGGCAAUCCUUUCGGAGAGAAGGGAAUGCCUCUUCUCAGAUCAGGCAUGAAUCCACCGGGAUUUCCUUGAAGGAAUGCCACUACGCAGAAGAGGCAAUCCUUCCUGAGAGAAGAGAAUGCCUCUUCUCAGCUCAGGCAUGAAUCCACCAGGAUGUGUUUGGAAGAAUGCCACUACGCAGAAGAGGCAAUCCUUCCUGAGAGAUGUGAAUGCCUCUUCUCAGAUCAGGCAUGAAUCCACCAGGAUGUCCUUGUAGGAAUGCCUCUAUGCAGAAGAGGCAAUCCUUCCUGAGAGAUGUGAAUGCCUCUUCUCAGAUCAGGCAUGAAUCCACCAGGAUGUCCUUGUAGGAAUGCCUCUAUGCAGAAGAGGCAAUCCUUCCUGAGAGAUGUGAAUGCCUCUUCUCAGAUCAGGCAUGAAUCCACCGGGAUGUGCUUGGUUGGAAUGUCUCUACGCAGAAGAGGCAAUCCUUUCUCUGAUAGGCGAAUGCCUCUUCUCAGAUCAGGCAUGAAUCCACCGGGAUUUCCUUGAAGGAAUGCCACUACGCAGAAGAGGCAAUCCUUUCUGAGAGAGGCGAAUGCUUCUUCUCAGCUCAGGCAUGAAUCCACGGGAUGUCCUCGAAGGAAUGCCACUACGCAGAAGAGGCAAUCCUUCAUGAGAGAGGCGAAUGCCUCUUCUCAGCUCAGGCAUGAAUCCACCAGGAUGUCCUUGAAGGAAUGCCACUACGCAGAAGAGGCAAUCCUUCCUGAGAGUGGUGAAUGCCUCUUCUUAGAGCGGGCGUGUAUCUACCCAGAUAUGUUUGGAGGAAUGCGUCUAUGCAGAAGAGGCAAUCCUUUCCGAGAGAAGGGAAUGCCUCUUCUCAGAUCAGGCAUGAAUCCACCGGGAUGUGCUUGGUUGGAAUGUCUCUACGCAGAAGCGGCAAUCCUUUCUCUGAUAGGCGAAUGCCUCUUCUUAGACCAGGCAUGAAUCCACGGGAUGUCCUUGAAGGAAUUCCUCUAUGCAGAAGAGGCAAUCCUUUCCGAGAGAGGCGAAUGCUUCUUCUCAGCUCAGGCAUGAAUCCACCAGGAUGUCCUUGUAGGAAUUCCUCUAUGCAGAAGAGGCAAUCCUUUCUCUGAUAGGCGAAUGCCUCUUCUCAGAUCAGGCAUGAAUCCAUGUGUUUGGAGGAAUGCCUCUAUUCAGAAGAGGCAUUCUGUGCUGGUCCCAGGGGGAGGUUACCGUGGGGCGAGGUCCAGGACCUGAGUCGAGGGUCGGCAGACAGUCCUCCACGGGCGAAGCGGGGUCCAAAGCGAGGAGCCGGGCAAGAACAGGAACUCUGGGGGAACAGGACUGGGUGCUGGCCGAAACAGCUCUUCAACGACGUUGCUCCCGCAACCUGGGACCGGGCUGACUGGCCUUUAUCUUCUCUGAGGCCAGGGGCGGUCCCGGCCCCCAGGUGACCCGCCUCUCCUGGCCUUAAGGCGAGCACUCCUCCUGGGAGAAACCAGUUCCCUCCGCCUCUCUGCCCUGAACCUCUGCAGCUCAGGAGAGGCUGGAGGGUUACUGGACCCGGGGAAGACUCACCUUCCCCUGACAGGGCUGGUAGAGGCGCACCUGUAAGCACUGUGUCCUCAACCACCUCCGGAGCCAGAGUGGAUUCACCUGGUGCCUGCUCCUGAGGAUCCGGCACAGGUGCAGGCACUUCAGAAUCAAGGCCUGCCCCAGUUCAGCCGGCCCUGGAGGCGGGGACUCCUGUGCAGGCUGGGAUUCCUCCGGUUCAGCCUCUGAAUCGGAUUCCCAGGCCAUCACACCUUCCCUCUUGAGAGAACGGAUGUGGGACUCCCUCUUGACUGCCUCUCUUUCUCUCUCUCUCUUUUCCAGGAUGAGUUCCACCCCUUUAUUGAGGCACUACUCCCCCACGUCCGGGCCUUUGCCUACACCUGGUUCAACCUCCAGGCCCGCAAGCGCAAGUACUUCAAGAAGCACGAGAAACGCAUGACGAAGGAUGAGGAGCGGGCGGUGAAGGACGAGCUCCUCAACGAGAAGCCCGAGGUGAAGCAGAAGUGGGCGUCCCGCUUGCUGGCCAAGCUGAGGAAGGACAUCCGCCCGGAGUACCGGGAGGACUUUGUCCUUUCCAUCACGGGGAAGAAGCCCUCCUGCUGCGUCCUCUCCAACCCCGACCAGAAGGGCAAGAUGCGCAGGAUCGACUGCCUCCGACAGGCCGACAAAGUCUGGCGGCUGGACCUGGUGAUGGUCAUCCUCUUCAAGGGCAUCCCCUUGGAGAGCACCGACGGGGAGCGGCUGGUCAAGGCCGCCCAGUGCACCCACCCCAUCCUCUGCGUCCAGCCUCACCACAUCAGCGUCUCCGUCAAGGAACUGGACCUCUACCUGGCGUAUUUCAUCCGAGAGAGAGGUAGGCGGGAAAGACUCGCUUCGCGCCUCGGCAUCCUUGGGACUUCUUGGUGCAAACAGAGGGGCGAAUGGAGUUAGGGGAGGGCGUUUCGUGGCGCCGGAUUAAGGGAGGGGCAUUUUGUAGUUGUGAAAGAAAGGAGGGCAUUUCACAGUUGUGAAUUAAGGGAGGGCAUUUUGUGGUUGUGAAAGGGCAUUGCGUAGUUGUGAAUUCAGGAAGGGCAUUUUGUGGUUGUGAAAAGGCAUUUUGUAGUUGUGAAUUAAGGGAGGGCGUUUCGUGGUUGUGAAUUAAGGGAGGGCGUUUCGUAGUUGUGAGUUAAGGGAGGGCGUUUCGUAGUUGUGAGUUAAGGGAGGGCGUUUCGUGGUUGUGAAUUAAGGGAGGGCGUUUCGUAGUUGUGAGUUAAGGGAGGGCGUUUCGUGGUUGUGAAUUAAGGGAGGGCGUUUCGUGGUUGUGAAUUAAGAGAGGGCGUUUCACUGUUGUGAGUUAAGGGAGGGCCUUUUGCGGUUGUGAAUUAAGGGAGGGCGUUUCGUGGUUGUGAAUUAAGGGAGGGGCAUUCCAUAGUUGUGAAAAGGCAUUCCGUAGUCAUGAAUCUAAGGAGGGCAUUUCUUGGUCACAAAUCAAGGGAUCUCCUCUUGCAGUCAUGAAUUUUGUAGUCAUUUUACAGUCAUGAAUCACAGGACAGCCUUCCUUGGUUGCGAAUUAAAGGAUAGGUUUUAGUCAUAAACUAAGGAACAGCAUUCCUUGGUCACAAACGAAGGGGCAGAUGGAUCUGUCUAUUUUGGUUUUUCUUGGAUCUUGUCCCCCCCCCCCCCAGCCUGUCUCAGCAUUGAGUUCGUCCCAUUUCUGCUUGCAAUACCAAUUUAAAAAUUCUGCGCGGGAUUUUGCACAGAUAUUUGCAGGCGUUUCUCCUGGUACAGCGGGGGUCGUACCUUGCAGACAUUUUACUUGCGCCAGUUCAGCUAUAUGACCGUUAAACUGCCUGGUGGGUGGGAUCCUGGCUGCAGAGCACAUUUUGAGGGAUAACACCGUCUCGGCUGACCCCUUCAUUUGGGAAAAGUGCAAUCUGGGGUCGCGUUGUGUUUUAAACAUGGGCCGAAUAACAGUGUACCAUAAGGUUGGCAUAUUUCAAAAAGUAAAAUUCCUGACAGCCCCCACCAAAUUUUCAACCACCAAAAUUGUUGAGCUUUUUGGGGGAAAUCUCCCCCCCAAAAAUAGUGGUUUUAAGCUUACAUCCAGGUUUCCUCUGACAUUUUGCAGAAUUCCCCCCUGACACUAUUUUUACACCCGAAAACCAGGACAUGUCGGGAAUUUUCCAGACGUAUGGCAAGCCUAAAGGUAAAGGUAAAGGGACCCCUGACCAUUAGGUCCUGUCGUGACCAACUCUGGGGUUGCACACCCAUCUUGCUCUGUAGGCCGAGGGAGCCGGCGUUUGUCUGCAGACAGCUUCCGGGUCAUGUGGCCAGCAGGACUAAGCCACUUCUGGCGAACCAGAGCAGUGCACGGAAACGCCGCUUACCUUCCCGCUGGAGCGGUACCUAUUUAUCUACUUGCACUUUGAGGUGCUUUCGAACUGCUAGGUUGGCAGGAGCAGGGACCGAGCAACAGGGGAUUCAAACCGCCGACCUUCUGAUCGGCAAGUCCUAGGCUCUGUGGUUUAACCCACAGUGCCACUCGCGUCCCUAUGGCAAGCCUAGUGCAGCCCUAAUCUAGGCAUGCUAAUAAAUUGCCCCUCCUUGUAUAAAAGCAGUAUAUCUGUCAAUAGAACAGGGGGACUGGACAAGAAAGGCAUUUCUGAAAAGUAAGAGCUGUUUGUCCGUGGGAUGGAAGGUAGUUGCGGGCUCUCCUUCCUUCAAGGUUUUUAAGAGAGGUCAGAUGGUCCCCUGUCAGGGAUGCUUCGGCUGAGAUUCCUGCAUCCCAAAGGGGGUUGGAUUGGAUAGCCUCCAGGGGUCCCUUUCAACUCUGCAGUUCUGUGAUUCCGACGAAAACUGGCCCGAGAAGCAACCUGUUUUGCAGUUCCCUUAUCCAGAAAGCAAAUCACGUCUCUUGACUUCUCUCGCUCUUUCUCCUGCCGGCGGUGAAUAUUAAGCACUGAUAACUUUUAACCAAAAAACUUAACUUUUAACCAAAAAGCAACAACAAUGGGGGAUAAAGUGAAGGGCGAUCGCUGCACAGCAUGCAAAAAAUGUGUGGUUUUUCCCCUCCUCUUGCUGCUUCCUGACCCUGACCUCAGCCUGUCUGGGUCUGCAGCCUUGAAAUCACCUGAUCUAAUUGCUACCAAACCCCAGGCAGUAAAAUCACAGCUGAUAAGGCCUCUUGUCACUUUCGCUCUCUGGAGAAAGCUGCCCUCCCUCCUUUUCCCUUUUAAGGUAGAUUCUUCCCCGUUUAAGGCAGAACGGGGAUUCGUUCUCGGUCUGCGGUUGCAAAAAGCGUGUGUCGUCCCCCUACAGCCUCGAAUUUCUUUGAUUCUGUCUGAGUCUCCGACGGGCAACCCUGGUUUUUGAGUUAAUUCGGAAAGGGGGGGCACGUUUCUGCCGGGGGCCGCACGCCGGGGGCUGGUGGGUCAAGUCGCAAAAGUCUGUGGAGCCAGAAAUGCAAGAUUUCUAGUGGGUUAAACCACAGAGCCUAGGACGUGCCGGUCAGAAGAUCGGCGGUUCGAAUCCCCGUGAUUCUUUUGCUAAUAAUCCAUGCCUUUGAGCCAGUUCACUAGAAUAGUAGAUUGCCUUACUUGCGAGAAAAUCUUUUGCCCCUCUUUCCUUUUUAAAAAGAAGAUCUUCAGAAACCCUUCCUGCCGUUCUCAGCGAUAAUUCAGGCCAAUCUGUACCAUGCAUUGUGAACCACGCUUUCCUCCCCUCUAGAAUCCUGGGAGACGUAGUUUGCUAAGGGCGCUGGGAACUGUAGCGUGGUUGCGGGGGGCGAACCACAGAUCCCAGGAUUCUUUGCAGGCGAUGGCGACGCAUUUGCUUUAAACGCGCAACCUUCGUUUUUAUCCGAAACCUAUUCACCUUAAUGAAUUCAGCAAGGCCCAGAGGAUGGCGACUUUUCAAAGCCUGAUAGUCACUGACACACCUCCAGCCGCCCACUAGGCAAUCCCAUUGCCUUGGGGGCUUGGGAGCGACUGCCGCAGUCCAAGAACUUUAUCUGGAUCUCUUGCUGGCUCCCUGGUCCUCCAGCUCAGCCGGCAGAGACUCUUGAUCUCUGCAGGUCGUGGGUUCGAAUCCCGCCCUGGCCAAAAGAUUCCUGCAUUGCAGAUUCUAGCAUUCUAAUUCAGAGUGGGAACUUUGGCUAUGCCCCCCGCCUUUUGCCAGCACUGCAUUUCACGGGCCCGACUUUGCAGGCUGUGUUUGUGGGGGGUUUUUUGUGGGGGUGUCGGUUUGCGGGCGACGCAUAGUUUUAAGAUUCAGCUCCCGUUUGCUCUGACAUUAUCAGUCUGGAGCAGUCGCAGCCGGUCUCUCUCGCCAGCCCUCCUUAUGAUAUACGAUAAUGCUCUCUCUCUUCCUUUUCUUUCUCCUGCGUCAGCAAAAUAAAAUUUUUUAAAAAACAGAUUCUCAGCCGAUUGCAACGGGCAACCCCAGCUGGUUGGAAAGAUCUUUUGCAUCUCAAUUCUUUCCUGGGCUGGAUUUUAUUUUUUAAAAAGGGGGGAACAGAGGGUGUCUCUAUCUCUCCCCCCCACACUUUCCACAAGGGCAGUUUGGUCAGUCCCCUUUGCUAUUUUCCUUGUUUAUAUUUUAGGGAGAUAUUUUCAGGCUGAUCAUGCUCAUAGUGAUAACGAUAAAUGCGGCAAGGUGGCACGCAGUAAAAUAAAAUACAUUAGUAAGUACCGGUCUGUAAAAAGGGAAAAAAACAAACACUUUUAAAAAGGGGAUGUUUAAAAGAAGGCGGGACUGAACUUCCAGUGGCGGGGAGUUCCGCAGGGCAAAGCCUCAUCCUGAGGCAGACUUUCACUAACAAAAUGAAUAGGGGCAAAUGUCAGGUUCUGCACUUAGGAAGGAAGAACCAGAUGCACAAAUAUAGGGCAUCUGGCUUACUAGCAAUAACCAAAUAGCCCCCCCAAAAAAACCCCACAUUUUAAGAGGGCAUAGGAUGUAAAUCAGAUCACCCAAAGGCCUAGUUAAAAUGGAACGUUUUUGCCUGGCCCCCAAAAGUGUGUAAUGAAGGCACCAGGUGAACAGACGGGGAGCCACUGCAGAGAAGGCCCCGCUCUCGUGUUGCCACCCUAUGGACCUCUUGAGGAGGGGGCACAUGAAGGAGGGCCUCAGAAGAUGAUUUCAGGGUCCGGGUCAGUUCAUAUGGGAAGAGGCGGUCCUUGCGAGAUUGCGGUCCUGAGCCGUUUAAGGCUUUAUAGGUCAGAACCAGCACUUUGAAUUGGGCCCGGAAACUGAUCGGUAGCCAGUGCAGUCGGACCGGGAUCGGUGUAAUAGGCUCAAAUCGUCUUGCCGUCCGGUGAGCAACCUGGCCACUGAAUUCUGCACCGGCUGAAGUUUCCGAACCAGCUGAAGCUAAUGGAAGGCUAUGUUCUGAAUAUCAAUGGUUGUUAGGGACGCGGGUGGCGCUGUGGGUUAAACCACAGAGCCUAGGACUUGCCAAUCAGAAGGUCGGCGGUUCGAAUCCCCACGACGGGGUGAGCUCCCGUUGCUCGGUCCCUGCUCCUGCCAACCUAGCAGUUCGAAAGCACCUCAAAGUGCAAGUAGAUAAAUAGGUACCGCUCUGGCGGGAAGGUAAACGGGGUUUCCGUGUGCUGCUCUGGUUCGCCUGAAGCGGCUUAGUCCUGCUGGCCACAUGACCCGGAAGCUGUACACCAGCUCGCUCGGCCAGUAAAGCGAGAUGAGCACCGCAACCCCAGAAUCGGCCGCGACUGGACCUAAUGGUCAGGGGUCCCUUACCAAUGGCUGUUAGCCACAAGAAGGGAGAAAAUGCUAUGGUUUCCGAAGCCACCUGGAUGGUUGCGCGAGAGGAGGACACGGGAUGGGGCGGGCCGUCGUCCCGAUCCACCGGGGUCCUCCUUGCGGGUUCAAUACCGUCACCGUUCUUAAUCUGGCCGGAGAAAGCAGCGAAUGCAAUCGCGCCCUUCUCUUCCUUCCCCCUCCCUCUGCCGUUCAAUAUUCCCCCCUUUGGAUUUUGGAUCUGCAACCGCAGUGGGGGGAGGGGGAAGGGCCGGCGCGUGCGUGCGUGUAUAUACGUGUGCCCGGAGUUCCUUCCUUCCUUCCCCACGCCUUCGCCGCCUCCAGGACUGGGAGGUCGCGGCUGAAAGUCAAAAGCGUUGCAGCGUAAUGGUAAUCAAUCUCCUGCCAUCGAUCAAAUCAUAUUGCGCCUUUUGCUUAGUGCUCUGGCAAACAAGGAAAGGUUUUCCGUAGUGGGAGGUGGGGUGUUUUUUUUGCACAGGCGUAGAGUGGAGGGCGCUUGUGUAUCGGGGGGCGUGUGUUUGGUGGGGGGAGGUUUUUUGGAGAGAGAAAAAAAUGCUAUUUUUGGAGAUGCAGACUUGGCCACAAGGAGCCGGUCAAGAAGAUUUUGACCUCCUUGCAGGCAAUCUUGAAAGGAUCGUCCAGCAAAAAUGUGACUCCUGAUUGCUGGGAGGUGCUCCAGAUCACUGUUGGAAGCUAUGAGCCAAGCAAGCCAGCCUCUUGGCUAAUAAUAAUAAUAAUAAUAAUAAUUUAUUAUUUAUACCCCGCCCAUCCGGCUGGGUUUCCCCAGCCACUCUGGGCAGCUUCCAACAAAACACUAAAAUUCAAUAACCUAUUAAACAUCAAAAGCUUCCCUAAACAGGGCUGCCUUCAGAUGUCUUCUAAAAGUUUGGUAGUUGUUGUUCUCUUUGACAUCUGAUGGGAGGGCGUUCCACAGGGCGGGCGCCACCACCGAGAAGGCCCUCUGCCUGCUUCCCUGUAACUUGGCUUCUCGCAGCGAGGGAAUCGCCAGAAGGCCCUCGGCACUGGACCUCGGUGUCCGGGCAGAACAAUGGAGGUGGAGACGCUCCUUCAGGUAUACAGGACCGAGGCCGUUUAGGGCUUUCAAGGUCCGCACCAACACUUUGAAUUGUGCUCGGAAACGUCCUGGGAGCCAGUGUAGGUCUUUCAAGACCGGUGUUAUGUGGUCUCAGCGGCCGCUCCCAGUCCCCAGUCUGGCUGCCGCAUUCUGGAUUAGUUGUAGUUUCCGGGUCACCUUCAAAGGUAGCCCCACAUAGAGUGCAUUGCAGUAGUCCAAGCGGGAGAUAACCAGAGCGUGCACCACUCUGGCCAGACAGUCCGCGGGCAGGGAGGGUCUCAUCCUGCGUAAAACCAUAAACAGAAGCCAUCUUUCAUUAGCACGGGAAACCUCCAUGUCUAUGGAUGAAAUAUGGUCCUCUGGCCCUCCCUACCUGGCCUCAGAACUCUCCCAGGCCACACCCCUUUCCCCCAGGCCACACCCCCUUACUGGUCUUGCUUCUCUGGAGAGGAGUGUGUGUACAAAGUUAAAAUUCGCACCCACUGCUCCGCCCCUUUUGACAAACCGCUCCGCUAAGAGCCUCUUCCUAAUCUGCCUGCUCACCUACCUGCCUCCCUGUUCAUUACGCUGCGGUUGGCGCGGCCACCUACUGGCGGUUGCAGAAACUGCAGCGUGACGACAGCCUUAGGUUUAUAUUUAUAGAGGAAGAAAGGGCAGGUGCUUUUUAUGCAGAAAGCCCCGCGGAUAUUUGGUGAGGGGUAGGAGGCAGACCGACGCUCACUUUUCUAGGUGGUGGCUGGUCCGUUUGGGGAAAUGGGGCACUGCUGCCCCCAAACUUAACCAGCCUUUUUUGCCCCUCCUUACAACCAGUCCGGAGGGUACCCUUCGCUGUCAGUUCCAUCCACCACCUCCUUAGCCUCAGAACUCAGGAGGGACCAGGAUGCAGUCAAACUGAGAAUCAUUUGGUACUGUUGGUAGUUGUCUAUGGCGCCCCCUGCUGCUGGGCUCCCUGCCUUCCAACCUAUGAGCCCCACUGGGCGCCAGCCAACUUGGGGAAGUGGAUGUAUUCAGCGCUGAGCCCCUCACAUUGGAACAGAGGACGCUGCCUUCUAUCUAUCCCAGCAAUGUCAACACUGGUUGGCAGCGUCUUUCCGUAGGUUUCAGAUGGGGGGACCUUUGCGACCCUAACUGGAGACGAACAGGGGUCAAACCUGAGGUCUUUUGCAUGCAAACCGGCUGCUCUGCCACUUAGCUCUUCCUCUAAAGAUGAGGCAAGAGUCUAGUCCUCAUCCUUUUGAACAGACAGCUGCUUUUACAGAGGUACCUAGGAAUCGGUUAAACACCAAGCCAGGGUAUUGGUGCAGCGAGUCCUCAGGUUCUUCGUAAAAAAUGUGGGUUUCUAUUUAUCCCCCCUCUGGACAGAAAUGACCCACAGCUCUGCCCAAGAUAAAUCACAGGGGUUUGAAAAAUAUUAGGAGUCCAUUCCUUCUCUUCCUCAAGUUUGCGGAAGGGUUUGCUUCCUAGGCUUAACGAUCGGCAGAAGACGAGAAGCUGGAACGCAACGGCGAUGAGCAAUUUAGGGGUCUUACCAGCCCCGUCUGAGACCCUUCCUGCCCACAGACUGUCUCCCCAGAGUGGUGCAUGCUCUGGUUAUCUCCCGCUUGGACUACUGCAAUGUGCUCUCCGUGGGGCUGCCUUGGAAGGUGACUCAAAAACGGCAACUAAUCCAGAAAGCGGCAGCCAGACUGGGGACUGGGAGUGGAGACCAUAUAUUACCAGUCCUGAAAGACCUACAUUGGCUCCCAGGAUGUUUCCAAGCACAAUUCAAAGUGUUGGCGCUGACCUUGAAAGCCUUAAAUGGCCCAGUAUCCCUGAAGGAGCGUCUCCAGCCCGGACACCGGGGUCCAUCUCCCGAGGGUCUUCUAGCAGUUCCCUCACUGGCAGAGGGCCUUCUCAGUGGUGGCACCCUCCCUGUGGAACCCGUCAAAUGUUAAGGAAAUAAACAACUGACUGACUUUUAGAAGACAUCUGAAGGCUGCCCUGUGUAGGGAAGUUUUCAAAGCUUGGUGUUUUAUUGUGUUUUUAAUAUUCUGUUGGGAGCCGCCCAGAGUGGCUGGGGAAACCCAGUCAGAGGGACAGCAUACAAACAAUAAGAAAUUAUGAUUAUUAUUAUCGUUCUCCACCUGAGGCAGCGGGGACGGCUUGCUUCUGUGUGUGGCACAGGAAGAGACUGGCACUGUUGCAGUGCCACCUUACAACGAUCUGCCAGCUUCUCACCUUUCCAAGGAGGCCGGGCUGUUAAGUGGAAGUGACUUGUUGCCGGCUUUGGGGUCAGGGGGGACGAGUUGCGGUAUAUCUCCCCCAAACUGAGGUCCAGCGCCGAGGGCCUUCUGGCGGUUCCCUCCCUGCGAGAAGUGAGGCUACAGGGAAUCAGGCAGAGGGCCUUCUCGGUGGUGGCACCCGCCUUGUGGAAAUAAACAACUAUUAGUAGACAUCUGAAGGCAGCCUUGCUUUCCGGGACGGCUUCUGCAAAUCAGGAAUGCCUCUGGAAACUUUGAAUAAAGGUAUGAAAUUCACUGCAUGUGCUGGACUUAGAGAAAAUAUGGAACAAAUGAUGUACCAAUGGUACAUCACACCCGUGAAAUUAGAAAAAAUGUACAAAACUGGAGAUAAAACAUGCUGGAAAUGCAAAACCAAAGAGGGUAAUUUCCACCAUAUGUGGUGGACCUGUGAAGAAAUUUAAAAGUUUUGGGGACUUAUAUAUGAUGAAUUAAAAAAAAAAAAUCAAAUAUACCUUUCCUAAAAAACCCGAAGCUUUCCUUUUGGGAAUGAUUGGAGAGGAGAUUAAGAAAGAAGACCAAACAUUGUUUCAAUAUGCUACGGCAACUGCUAGGAUACUGAUAGUACAAAAUUGGAAAACCUCAAAUAUCCCAACUGUCAAAGAUUGGCAAACUAAAUUAUUCGAGUACAUAGAACUAGCAAAGAUGACUCAAAAAAUCAGAUACCAAAAAAGCACAAAGUUUAUUAAUGAUUGGAACAAAUUUAUAACAUACACUGAAACAAAUUUAGGAAAUUUUAAAAUUACAGUAGGUGUAACAUAAAUCCUGCGAUGUGAAGAUAUUGCAAAAUGCAGAAAGGAAAGUUUGUUAUAUAGUCCAAACCGAGAUGGAGGGAAGUCAGUUACUGUUAUGUUGUUAAUUAGUGUGUGUUUGUUGUGUUUUUUUGUGCGUGCUGUUUUGUUGUUGUUUUUUAUGUUGUUGUUUGGUUAAUAGUAAUCAAUAAAAAGAAAUUUUUUUUAAAAAAAGGAAUGCCCCUGGAAAACAGGGACACUUGGAUAGUCCGGAGUAUGCAUUGUUCCGGCGAGGAGGGAGCAUCUUUCUGUGGUUCUCCUCAGGUGUCCAAACGUCUUGCGCCGGCCCUGAGCACAGGAUCCCACCCCCCUCCAGCUCCUAGCCAAUUUGAUCUCGAGAAUUCCCAUCUGCUGGGAGAGGACUCAGCGGAUCAGGGCAGAAAGGGCAAUGCGGUAGAUUCUCUCACUUGCGCGAUGUACGAUGCACUUAAACUCUAACUCUCUCUCUCUCUCUCUCUCUCUCUCUCUCUCUCACACAUUCAUGUUUUGCAAGCUUGUGGUCACGUCCCCCUCCCUCUCCCCAUGCAUUAGUAAUAAGCUCAACAUUGCAGACUGCGGUUACGGCUGAUGGAAAAAACAAAAAACCUCAGAGAAAUUCAAGUUUCCCCGGGGCGAAGCGAGAGGUGACCCUUAUUCGCUCUCUUCCCCCUUUAUAAUGUACCCUGAAAGAGAAUCGCAGAGUUGCAGAGUCAGAAGGGACCCCGAGGGUCAUCUAGUCCAACCCCCCCAAAAAGAGGGUUCCUGGGUGGUGUAGCUUGUUACGGGCACUGAGAGCUGCGAGGGGGCGAGAAAGGAGAGCGAGGGGGGGUGAGCCGCGAGGUGGGCAAGUUUGCCGACGGCACUCAGUCGCUUGUGGGCGAAAUCACGAAGAAGGAAUCUCUCCAAACUGCAAUUCUGCGCGAAGAAGUGUAAAUUCCGGGCGAGAAAUUAUAAUUUCACUUCAACUAGCAGACCAGGAGGGACGCGGGUGGCGCUGUGUGUUAAACCACAGAGCCUAGGGCUUGCCGGUCAGAAGGUGGGUGGUUCGAAUCCCCGCGAUGACAGGGUGAGCUCCCGUUUCUCGGUCCCUGCUCCUGCCAACCUAGCAGUUCGAAAGCACACCAGCACAAGUAGAUCAAUAGGUACCGCUUUGGCGGGAAGGGAAACGGCGUUUCCGUGCGCUGCUCUGGUUCGCCAGAAGCGGCUUAGUCCUGCUGGCCACAUGACCCGGAAGCUGUACGCCGGCUCCCUCGGCCAAUAAAGCGAGAUGAGCGCCGCAACCCCAGAGUCGGCCACGACUGGACCUAAUGGUCAGGGGUCCCUUUACCUUUACCUUUCCACAGUGAAAACAAGGCUCAAGGCGGCUUGCUGGGAACCCUAGACCGGGCGAUCCUUUGGGGAGCCCUAGAGCCCAAGGCUGCUCUGCUGCAGGGAACAGACAGAUUUUGGGGGUCCCCUCUAGCUCAGGCCAAAGGGGAGCUGCCCAUAUAGGCCGGCACUCUGUCCUCACACUGGCCAAAGCGACGAGCAGGAGGAUUCGGACGCGAGAGCGCUAGUCCCCUCUUGCGGUUUCCCAGCCAUCAGAGACGAGGCACAGCCGCCGUGGGUAAACCAGUGCUGCCCCCCAGAUGUGUGGGUGCCCCCUCCCCUUAUCCCCUUGAAUUAAAGAUGAGUUUUUGAGAGGGGGAGUCUGGUCUGCACCUGUCUCUCCCACCGGCCAGAUCUCCCCAAGCUUUGGCAACCUCCCUGCCCCUCUAAUGGGCUUUCACUUCCCCACUUGGCAGCCUGCCCCCCUUCCAUUCGAUGCCACGCUUGGCGGCAGCUGCCAGGGCGCCCCCUCCCUCCCUCUCCCUCUCCCCCAGCCGCCGCCAAACCAGUCUCCUCCCCACCCAAAAUGCCGACGUUUCCCUGCCAAGAACUCCAUUAGGGAAGCUCAUUUCGCCUUGGCAAAGACGGGGAUGCCAGCUUCUCGGGGCAGCCAGGAGGGCGCGUAAAAAUGAUUUCUCUCGGGGAUCCGCUAUCUGACACUGACAGCUGCGGGGGUUUCCCCCCCUCUCCCUUUUUUUCUUUUUGGGUGGGGGCCUGGAAAGGGGUGUCUGCAUAGCCGAGACCUAAGAAGGGAGCCAGUUCUGUUGCAAGGGCUUUUUCCAGGCAGGUAAGACCCACGGCAACCCAAUAUUUGACUUGCUUCGGGGUCAAGGUCUCCCGUGCAGGUGGUCUGAGUUCGAAUCCUCGCUGGCAUUUCCAGAAAGGCAAAGGCGCCCUGGGAGCGGCUGCCAGUCUGUGUCUGCAAUACUGAGCUAGGUGGACCUAGGGGUCUCACUCUGCACCCCUCCUCUAUCCCAAGAUCACAGCCCAUUAAAUCAUCCGGCAGCCAGUAUUCUUACAGCAAUUGGCCCCUUCAGCCACGCUGGCAUUCUUACGCUAUUACCUUAUUUUUAUAUGUAACUUUUUGUUUAAUUUUCUGUUUUGCAAUUUAAAGCACUCGCUUUACAUCCUUCAGAUAUCAGUGGCUUCCUUCCUUCUUCAUUUUGCAUAUCAUAAAUCCCUGCAUAUUUUACAAAAGCCAUACCAAUCGGUUUUCCGUUAUUGCAGCCAUCGAAACUUACUCACACUGCUGAGUUUAUCUUAAUGCUUCCACAGUUUUCAAAUAUACACAAUUUUCACCCAUAUAUUCAAUAAACAUUUUCCAGUCUUCUUUAAUAUGUUCUUUUUGUUCUCUUAUAUUCUGCGUAUAUUCCAUCAGCUCAAGUUGCCAUCCUUCUUCAGUUGGGACCUUGCUCAUUUUCCAUUUUUGGGUUAACAAAACACGGGCCGCAGUAGUAGCAUACAUAAAUAGCCUUUUUUGACACCUGGGAAUUUCUGUCUGAAUUAUCCCCACCAGGAUGGACUCUGGAUUUUUUGGGGAAAGUACUUUUAAACCAUUUUUCCAGUUCAUUAUGGAUCAUUUCCCAAUACUCUUCUUAAAUCCUUUCUGACCCGUGGACUGAGUCACCCCAAUUCUUUUUCUCCCUCGUUCUUUUUCAUAUAUAUUAAUUCCCACCAUGCCUCUUAAAGCAAUGUUUCUGAAACUUGGUUCUCCAGCUGUUUCUAUACUACAACUCCCAUCAUGCCUAGCGAGCGGGACCAGGCAUCAUGGGAACUGUAGUCCAAAAAACCUUAAACCUAAGAAUCAUAGAAUUAUACGGUUGCAAUGCAGGAAUCCCAGCUGAAGAGUCACUAGAGUGGUUGUUCUUUUCCUGGGUAGUAAAGAAAUCUACAGAUUGCUGCUCCCAAAAUUCUGCAACGAGACCGGCUUGCCGCCGCUCAAAGAUGGCAGCGGUGCUUCUGCGGACUUAAAUAUUUUAUAGAAGGCUUUUAAACGCUCUAAGUGCCGGAUGGGUUUUUGGGUCUCGAUCCAAAUGGUGGGUUCUCUUCUGUGCCUUUGGUAGCAGAGAAUCGGUUUCUAUUUUCAUGGGAGAAACGUUGGCGGGGAUGGAAUAGGACGCCCCUAUUUUCAGGGGAGAAACGUUGGAGGGGAUGGAAUAGGACGCCCCUAUUUUCAGGGGAGAAACGUUGGAGGGGAUGGAAUAGGACAUCCCUAUUUUCAUUGGAGAAAUGGAGUUGUGCGAUCCCUGAGCCACAGAGAUAAUCAAAGAUACAACCUUUAGAAGACAUCUGAAGGCAGCCCUGGAUAGAGAAGUUCUUUUGAUGUUUAAUAUUUUUAUAUAUUCUGUUGGAAGCCACCCAGAGCAGCUGGGGCAACCCAGUCAGAUGGGCGGGGUAUAAAUAUUAAAAUGAUGAUGAUGAUGGAAUAGGACAUCCCUAUUUUCAGGGGAGAAACGUUGGAGGGGAUGGAAUAGGAUGUCCCUAUUUUCAUCGGAGAAACGUUGGAGGGGAUGGAAUAGGAUGUCCCUAUUUUCAGGGGAGAAACAUUGGAGGGGAUGGAAUAGGACGUCCCUAUUUUCACGGGAGAAACGUUGGAGGGGAUGGAAAAGGAUGUCCCUAUUUUCAGUGGAGAAACAUUGGAGGGAAUAGAAUAGGAUGUCCCUAUUUUCAGGGUAGAAACGUUGUAGGGGAUGGAAUAGGACGUCCCUAUUUUCAGGGGAGAAACGUUGGAGGGGAUGUUGCAUUUUCCAGAAAUGGGUCUUCAGAAGCGUUUAAUUCCUCUGACCAUGUAGAGUGUAGCCCUUGUGGCUCAAUAAUCCUUUCCACCUCCAGGAAUUUUCCCCCAUCCUCUUUCGAAGCCGUCUAGGUUGGUCCCGUAGUUUAAAGCGGGACGUUUUCUUUUAUCUAUCCUGAAAACAAUAUGGCGGGCAGCCGGAGAGAUAGACAGAUAUUGGGGCAGCUGCUAUCUCUCAAUUCUCCUCUCUGGGAAGACUUUUGAUAAAUAAGCGGCAUUUUUCGCCUCCCUAAUUGCACAAUUAAAGGCGCGCGGUUUAAUUCGCGUGGCCCCAACACAAAGACCUCUCCUCUCUGUGUGUGUGUGUGUGUGUGCCUGCUUUAAUUCCCUCCCUCUCUUGGCAUGAUAGAAGACCCCACCCCACCCAAAAGGGAACCUGAUGCCCACGGCUGGCACCAUUCGACACCACUCUCUCCAAUGCAGGCCGCCUUGGCACCGGUGCCCGUCAGGGAAAACCCAGCAACAGCUGUCGGCCUUGGCACCCCACAGAUGAGGCCGCGCAGAUGGCAGUGCCAGCCUUGGGCAGAUGGGUGGCAGGUGGCGAGGCGACACUCAGCCCCCCCCAAGCCAGCCCAGGAGUGGCUGGGAAAAGAGCCCCUCUCUUGUCUCUGUCCUGGAAGGAAAAAAAAAUCAAGUUAUCGCCAGAUGGCGGCUGGGCAGUGUUGGCAUCGGCCAACUGGCGAAGCAGAAAACAAUGGCUGUGGGGACUGUGUUUUUCCCCCCCAUUGUGGAGGGUGGGUUUUGUUUGUUUGUGAUGGGAGAGGGACCCCACUCCUUUUGAAUGGGCGCAGAUUGCAAAUCCCAGACGCCUCUUAGUUUAGUGGGGAGGGGCGUCAAGAACGCAAGACGCUGGCAUGGGUAAGGAUAAAAAGCAUAGCUGGUAGAUUUGGGGCAAAUCUCUCUUCAACUCAGUGUGCUGUUGGCGAUGCCGGGUUGACCUACGGAACUCUCCGCCACAAGGCGCUGAAAUGGAUGGAGAAGGGAAUCGCCCCUGGGCUUGCUAAAAUCUCUUGGCCGGCUGGAGAAUUUGUUGUUGUUGUCAUUUAGUCGUGUCCGCCUCUUCGUGACCCCCUGGACCAGAGCACACCAGGCCCUCCUGUCUUCCACUGCCUCCCGCAGUUUGGUCAAACUCAUGCUGGUAGCUUCCAGAACACUGUCCCACCAUCUCGUCCUCUGUCGUCCCCUUCUCCUUGUGCCCUCCAUCUUUCCCAACAUCAGGGUCUUCUCCAGGGAGCCUUCUCUUCUCAUGAGGUGGCCAAAGUCUUGGAGCCUCAGCUUCAGGAUCUGUCCUUCCAGUGAGCACUCAGGGCUGAUUUCCUUCAGAAUGGAGAGGUUGGAUCUUCUUGCAGUCCAUGGGACUCUCCAGAGUCUCCUCCAGCACCAGAAUUCAAAAGCAUCCAUUCUUCAGCGAUCAGCCUUCUUGAUGGUCCAGCUCUCGCUUCCAUACAUCACUACUGGGAAAACCAUGGCUUUUACUAUACGGACCUUUGUUGGCAAGGUGAUGUCUCUGCUUUUUAAGAUGCUGUCUAGGUUUGCCAUUGCUUUUCUCCCAAGAAGCAGGCGUCUCUUAAUUUCGUGGCUGCUGUCACCAUCUGGAGAAUAGGAUGGCAGAAUUGGAAUCAUGGGAUGGCAGAGUUGUGAGGAGCCUCCAAAGGACAUCUAGUCGAACCCCGUAUGACGAAGGAAUCCCUGAUUGAUUGAUUGAUUGAUUGAUUGAUUUCAGGGCUUUCUACUCUGAGCUGCAUCUUCUCCUUAAAAAACAACAACACGGUUCUGAAUAAAGGGCCGAUUUAACUUGAAGCAGACGAAUAGGGUCACAGAAUUGUAGAGGUGGAAAGGGACCUCAUCCAUUCCAACCCCCUACAAUUAAGGAAUCUUUUGCCCAGCGUCGGUACUCGAACCCGUGACCUUGAGAUUAAGAUUUGCGUAGCUAGGAUUUCAGGCAGGGGGCGACCUCAACAGUAGCCAGAGAAGCCAUUGGGGUUAUUAUUAAUAGGAGUCUCCAUUUUAAACUGUGUUUUUAACCUGUGUUUUAAAUCGGUCCAUCCCCCCAAUAUUAUGCUUUUAUUGUAGUUUUACUGGUGUUAGCCGCCCUCUGGCCGGGGAGGGCGGGGUAUAAAUAAAAAAAUGAUAUUAUUAUUAUUGUUUAUUAAACUUAUUCGUGGCUCGUCACUCAAAGAUUUCGAAGCGACUUGCGGCAAGGGGGGGAAUAUUCCUGCGUUUUGCAGCGGGUUGGGCUGGAUGGCCUUUGGGUGCCUUCUCUGAAAUAUCUGAAAUCUAUGGAAAAUAUAUACAAUACCAUAGGGGUUUUAAAAAUGGGGGGGGUGUCACAUAAUUUUUUUAAAAAAAGCCUUCUGUGAGUAUUUGGAGCAAAGGGUGAAAUUCUAAACCGGCUCUGGGGGAGGAAAGGAAAAAGGGGGAAAAUUCAGUUCCUCCUCCUCUCUGCUUUUCCAUUCCUCCUCGCCCUGGCCAGGAAUGUGGGUCAGACCCGCCCAGGGAAUGGGCUGGGGUUUGCCUGUGCCAGGGGUCAGGCGAGGACGAGGCGGGGCAGAGACGCAAGCACAUUCGGGGCUUAAAGGCGCAGGGACCUCGCCUGGCCACGACUAAAAGACUAAACAACAACAAAGCAGGCAUUGGGCAGUAUCCAGUUAAGUUCUUUCCAGGCUAGGUCCUUGGCGAUUAAAGAACCUACGCUCACAGAAGCUCACUGUCUCUGCCUCUUUGUCACCCUUCUGGGUUCACCUAUUGCAUCAGAAAAAUGCCCAGAUCAGGCACUCCUGCAGAGAUGCAACAGGAACCUCCGCUGAGACGGAGUUAAUUCUGUUUGCACCUUUGCAUUGGUGAAACACCCCACAUAUAGAACCGCAUGCAAAAGCACCUCCCCUCACCGACACAGAAGCAGCGCAAAAGCGACAUUUCAUACAGAGAUGCGCCGGGCACCCUCCUCUGUGGGCUUCUCUCUUUUUUUGCGGCCCGGAAAAAAGUAUUUAAUCAAAUGCAAGGGGUACACAUUGUUGUUGUUGUUGUUUAGUCAUUUAGUCGUGUCCGCCUCUUCGUGGCCCCCUGGACCAGAGCACGCCAGGCCCUCCUGUCUUCCACUGCCUCCCGCAGUUUGGUCAAACUCAUGCUGGUAGCUUCGAGAACACUGUCCCACCAUCUCGUCCUCCGUCGUCCCCUUCUCCUUGCGCCCUCCAUCUUUCCCAACAUCAGGGUCUUUUCCAGGGAGUCUUCUCUUCUCCUGAGGUGGCCAAAGUCUUGGAGCCUCAGCUUCAGGAUCUGUCCUUCCAGUGAGCACUCAGGGCUGAUUUCCUUCCGAAUGGAUCGGUUGGAUCUUCUUGCAGUCCAUGGGACUCUCAAGAGUCUCCUCCAGCACCAGAAUUCAAAAGCAUCCAUUCUUCGGCCAUCAGCCUUCUUGAUGGUCCAGCUCUCACUUCCAUACAUCACUACUGGGAAAACCAGAGCUUGAACUAUACGGACCUUUGUUGGCAAGGUGAUGUCUCUGCUUUUUAAGAUGCUUUCUGAGGCAAGGACCAGCUUCUACAGAGUUGCGCCGGGCACCCUCCUUUGCAAACAUGCCUUUUCAGGGGCUCACAAGUAUAUCAUAAAACGCUGGCACCCCCCAGCACCACCGGGGUGUGUGUGGAAAUGAUAGCCCUAAGAUAUUGCAGCCGCUGUUAAGGCGCAGGAGCAAAGGCAAGGGGGGUAAGUUGGCAACUGCCUUGACGCUGCCCUUCCUCUCUCUCUCUCUCUCCCCCUCCACGCCCCCCCCCCCCAAAGCUUCAGGCUCCAUCGGCCAGACCAACUCUGGCAGAUUCAGCCAGGAUUUGCAGCGGGAACAAAUUGUUUCACCCUGGCGAUUAUAUAAGCGGCGGAGGCGAUUAUACAAUCAGGGAUCUUCCGGGUUUUAUAUAAAGGGCUGUUGUGUUCUCUGUGUGUGUUGAAACUCAGACUCUGUGGUCCUGGGAAAUGUGUUUUGUGGGGGGUUACUUUUUGCAGAGGGAGAGGGUUGUGCUUUAAGGGGGGGCUGUUUCAAUUUCAUAUAUACAUUUAAACACAUGCACACAUGUAUUUGAUUUCUACAUACACACACGUGCCGUCUGAAUUGCUGCAGCCCACAAUUCUUACCAACCUCGCACCCUCGUAUUUUAAAACCUGAACUUCUGCUCAAACGAAGGAAGGGGGGGAGGAAAAAUCUAAAUUUCCAGCAGCCCGGGGUGUGUGUGUGUGUUUUGCAACGCCUCCCCUGCUGGGCGUGUGGGACGCAUUGUUAAAAAGUUUGCAGACUUCAGACUCGCUUUCUGGUUUUCCUAAAGAGCACACUCACACACGCUUCUUCAGAAAUGGGGACGGACUUCUCUUGUGAGUUCUGUGUCUUCACUUUUUCAAUCUUUUUUUAAAAAAAAUAAAUAUUAAAGAUUUUCUUGUGAUACAAGUUUGAUAAAACUGGAGAAAAGUACAAUGGGCAGAAACACUUUUUUCCCAGUCUUAAACUCCGUCCCCCAGAUUUCUGCAGCGGUGAUAUCCAUUUCUUCUUUCUAUCUCUCUUUUAAUAGGAGAGUUCGAAGGGACCACGUAGGUAUCUAUUAUUUAUUCCGACACCCCCUCUCAAUAUAGGAAUCUUUAGCCCAACGUGGGGUUCGAAACCACAGCUCUGAGAUUAAGAGCCUUACGCUCUUAUCUCAGCCGAAUUUUCAAAAAAAAUGCAUAUUCGGUCUGCGAAUCUUUUAACAAAAAUUGUAAAAAGAAAUCCCCAUGAAAAUUCAUAAAGCAUCGAAUUACGGCACUCAUAUUUUGCAUCCAGCUGAAAUUUGGGAGCCCAAACCUCACAGCUGGUGGUGAGAAGGGGCAUUAAGUUUGGGAGGGUCACAAUUACCCCCGAGCCUCAGUGGUGCUCACCUGUAAAAUGGGCAACCUGGACAACAGAGGCUUCCUAUGGGGCACAGAUGGGGGAAAUUGUGUCGCUACUGGGCUACACUUAUAAACGCCAACUCCUCAAAAGAUUCCAUCAACGGUGUCUCCGAAAAAUUCUACAUAUCACUUGGGAAGACAGGCGAACUAAUGCCAGUGUACUGGAAGAAGCAAAGAUCUCCAGUAUCGAAGCAACAUCAACUUCGUUGGACUGGUCAUAUUGUGCGGAUGCCUGAUGAUCGUCUUCCAAAGCAACGCCUCUAUUCCGAACUUAAAAAUGGAAAGCGUAAUGCUGGUGGUCAGCAAAAGAGGUUCAAAGACUCUCUCAAGGCAAAUUUGGGGUGUGGGUGGCGCUGUGGUCUAAACCACAGAGCCUAGGGCUUGCCAAUCAGAAGGUCGGCAGUUCGAAUCCCCGCAAUGACGGGGUGAGCUCCCGUUGCUUGGUCCCUGCUCCUGCCCACCUAGCAGUUCAAAAGCACGUCAAAGUGCAAGUAGAUGAAUAGGUACCGCUCCAGUGGGAAGGCAAACGGCAUUUCCGUGCGCUGCUCUGGUUCUCCAGAAGCAGCUUAGUCAUGCUGGCCACAUGACCCGGAAGCCGUAUGCCGGCUCCCUCGGCCAGUAAAGCGAGAUGAGCGCCGCAACCCCAGAGUCGUCCGCAACUGGACCUAAUGGUCAGGGGUCCCUUUAUCUUUACCUUUAAGACAAUUUUUUAAAAAUGUAGUAUAAACACCAACAACUGGGAAACACUGGCCUGCGAGCGCUCCAGUUGGAGAAUAGCCUUUCCCAAAGGUGUCCUGGGCUUUGAAGACACUCGAACUCAGGACGCAAGGGACAGACAUGCUAAGAGGAAGGCACGUUUGGCAAACCCUCACUGGGAUCAAUUCCCGCCCGGAAGCCUAUGUCCCCACUGUGGAAGGACGUGUGGAUCCAGAAUUGGCCUCCACAGUCGCUUACAGACUCACUGCUAAAACCGUGUUUAUGGAAGACAAUCUGACUCGGCUACGAGGGAUCGCCAAAGAAGAACUCCCAGCAACCUUGACCAUUGGGCUGGCAACAUCUGGAGGGGCACAGAGGUUCCCCCAACAUUUGGUAUGGCAGCUGUCAAGAGCCUCAAAACAGUGGCCGCAGACUGGAUGGACAUUGGGUUUUUGAGUCGGGGGGAAAUUCCCGGCUUGAGUAACUCCUGUCUUCUUCAACCCUAACAUUCUUUCUUGCUUUCCUUCUCUUCCUCUUCUUCUCCCUUUUGCAUUCUCUCCCCCCCCUCUCCACGGGGAGGGGGCCCUCCCCCAGCUAGCCGCCUCUGAUGGGAACUGCGGCCUGUCGUAACCGUAAUUGCUCGGGAAAACAUCCAAGCCCAAGAGGCCUUUGAAGGAGGAGGCGGCGAAUCUGCAGAAUGUACGGCUACCGGCGGGUAGCCACAAUGGCUGUGUCCCCCCUUGCCGCCGCCUUCACUGCCAGAGGCCGUUGAAUGCCUAUUUCUGCAAAACCGCAAGAGGGGAGAGUUGCUCUCAGGUCAGAAGACGGAGCAAGCUGGUUUUCUCCUCCGGAGGAGGGUAAGACUUGAACCCACGACUUCAAGCGACAAGUAAGGAGCUUCCGACUCAACAUCAGGAAGGACUUUCUGACAGGGAGAGCUGAUGGAUGGUGGUGAAGUCUCCAUCCUUGGAGGUUUUUAAGCAGAGGUUAAAGGGCCAUCUGUCGGGGAUGCUUUGGCCCAGAUUCCUGCAUUCCGUGCGGUUGGACUAGAUGCCUCUGGGGGUCCCUUCGAACUCUAAGAUUCUACGAUGCUACGAAAGCAAGAAAAACACCGUAAAAACUCAAAGGACGGUUGCCCCGUCGGUCAGAACGCUGUAAUUCUCCACCCAGAGAAAGAUAAAAGAAGGAGACUGUUUUGGGGACUACAGUUCCCAUGAUGCCUGGUCCCGCUAGCUAGGCAUGCUGGGAGUUGUAGUGCAGAAACAGCUGGAGAACCAAGUUUCAGAAACACUGAUUUAAGAGGCAAGGUGAGAAUGAAAGAGAAUAUAUACAUAUAUAUGAAAAAGAACGAGGGAGAAAAAGAAUCAGGGGCGAUUCCGUCCACGGGUCAGAAAGGAUUUAAGAAUAGUAUUGGGAAAUGAUCCAUAAUGAACUGAAAAAAUGGUUUAAAAGUACUUUCCCAAAAAAAUCCAGAGUCCUUUGUGUUGGGGAUAAUUCAGACGGAAAUUCCCAGGUGUCAGAAAAGGCUAUUUAUGUAUGCUGCUACUGCGGCCCGUGUUUUGUUAACCCAAAAAUGAAAAACGAACGAGGUCCCAACCGAAGAAGGAUGGCAAAUUGAGCUGAUGGAAUAUACGCAGCUUGCUUUAAGAGUCAUUGUGGGAAUCGAAGAGACUAAUAAUAAUAAUAAUAAUUUAUACCCUGCCCAUCUGGCUGGGUUUCCCCAGCCACUCUGGGUGGCUCCCAACAGAAUAUUAAAAAUAGAAUCAAACAUUAAAAGCUUCCCUAAACUGUCAGAUGUCUUCUAAAAGUCAGAAAGCUGUUUAUUUCCUUGACAUCUGAUGGGUGCCACCACCGAGAAGGCCCUCUGCCUGGUUCCCUGCCACCUCGCUUCUCUCAGGGAGGGAACCCCCAGAAGGCCCUCGGGAGAGGGACCCUGGUGUCCGGGCUGGACGAUGGGGUUGGAGACUCUCCUUCAGGUAUAUGAAAACAAUAACAAUUUAUUAUUUAUACCCCACCCAUCUGGCUGGGUUUCCCCAGCCACUCUGGGCAGCUUCCAACACAAUAUUAACAUAAAGUAAUGCAUCAAACAUUAAAAACUCCCCUAAAAAGAACGAGGGAGCUAGAGAAUUAGGGAUCCCUGCAGGGAUUAAAGGUAAAGGGACCCCUGACCAUUAGGUCCAGUCGCGGCCGACUCUGCGGUUGCAGCCCUCAUCUCACUUUAUUGGCCGAGGGAGCCGGCAUACAGCUUCCGGGUCACGUGGCCAGCAGGACUAAGCCGCUUCUGGUGAACCAUAACAGCGCAUGGAAAUGCCGUUUACCUUCCCACCGGAGUGGUACCUAUUUAUCUACUUGCACUUUGACAUGCUUUCGAACUGCUAGGUGGGCAGGAGCAGGGACCGAGCAACGGGAGCUCACCCUGUACUGGGGAUUCGAACCGCCGACCUUCUGAUCGGCAAGCCCUAGGCUCUGUGGUUUAACCCACAGCGCCACCCAAAUCCUCGGAGAGGAUUCUAGUCCUCAGCUUUGAUUUGCAACCAAACCGCAGGUCCUUUCCCCCUCCGGCCAAUGGGGAGGGAACAAAGGCCGUUCUCUCCCCAGCUUUCCAAAGGGCGAGGAUUCGAAGCAGCAGCAGCAGAAGCCGGGGCGUGAGCAGUCCAGGCCAGCGCUUGAGGUUUUUAAAAUGCAGCUAGGUGCCUGGUGUUGCAAAUGAGAUGUUGAAUCGAUGGCUUCGAUCCAGGUCACAAGAGUCAGGGCUUGGCCGGGCUCCUCUCCUCUCUGUGAAGAAGAAAACAAGCUAUCGAUUUGCUUGGCUCAGCCGUUUCCUCCUUGCCUCCACACUCACCCACCCACCCAAAAAGAACUUUUUGAGGCUCCUUUGCUCCGGUUUAAGCCGUUCCUUGCCAGCCGCCGGGGGCAUCUGCCGACAGCCGAAAAAAUAAUGGUAUUGAUUGUCAAAAGGAGCUAAGGAGACGCCUCUCCAGCCCAGCACCUCGCAGCGGGGCAACCGGGUGCCUGCGAAAACCCCCGGGAUCAGGAUUUGAACUCAAGUGUAGCUCUCCCCUCCUGCGGUUCCCAGCAGCUGGGAUUCGGGACUUGAUCAAUGGGAUCUUUGAAAUUGUAAUGGGGGCAGGGGGAGAACUAGAAAAUCAGAAGGAAAUGAUGAGUGCUGGAAGGAAGGAGGAGGAAGGAAGAAUAAAGAGGGUGAUGUGGAAGAUAACGAAUGGAUGUUCUGUAACACAGUAGAGUCUUGCGACCAACAAGAUCAGUCUCAGGGUUGAGACACCUGUCCAUCUCAAGAGACAAUGUAGUUUGCCUUCGGGCAAGUGUGGAAGACUCCCUGGUCCUGAAUGGGGUGACUGUGCCCCCGAAGGACCAGGUGCGCAGCCUGGGGGUCAUUUUGAACUCACCGCUGUCCAUGGAGGUGCAGGUCAGUUCUGUGUCCAGUUCGGCUGUCUGCCAGCUCCAUCUGGUACGCAGGAUGAGACCCUACCUGCUUGCGCACUGUCUCGUCAGAGUGGUCCAUGCUCUGGUUAUCCCCUGCUUGGACUACUGCCAUGCGCUCUCCGUGGGGCUACCUUUGAAGGUGACCCAGAAACUGCAACUAAUCCAGAAUGCGGCAGCUAGACUGGGGACUGGGAGUGAAGACCGUAUAACACCGGUCCUGAAAGACCUACAUUGGCUCCCAGGACGUUUCCGAGCACAAUUCAAAGGGUUGGUGCUGACCUUGAAAGCCCUAAAUGGCCCAGUAUCCCUGAAAGAGCUUCUCCACCCCCAUCGUUCUGCCCGGACACCAGGGUCCAUCUCCCGAGGGCCUUCUGGCGGUUCCCUCCCUGUGAGAAGCAAGGUUACAGGGAACCAGGCAGAGGGCCUUCUCGGUGGUGGCACCCGCCCUGUGGAAAGAUAGCUGCUUAUUUCCUUCACAUCUGAAGGGAGGGUGUUCCACAGGGUGGGCGCCACUACCGGGAAGGCCCUCUGUCUGGUUCCCUGUAACCUCACUUCUCACAAUGAGGGAACCACCAGAAGGCCCUCAAAGAUGGAUCUCAGUGUCCGGGCUGAAUGAUGGCGGUGGAGACGCUCCCUCAGGUAUACAGGACCGAGGCUGUUUAGGACUUUAAAGGUCAGCACCAACACUUUGAAUUGUGUUAGGAAAUGUACUGGGAGCCAAUGCAGAUCUCUCAGGACUGGUGUUAUGUGGUCCCGGCGCCCUCUCCCAGUCCCCAGUCUGGCUGCCGCAUUCUGGAUUAAUUGCAGUUUCCGGGUCACCUUCAAAGGGAGCCCCGCAUAGAGUGCAUUGCAGUAGUCCAAGCAGGAGAUAACCAGAGCACACACCACUCUGGCCAGACAGUCUGCAGGCAGGGAGGGUCUCAUCCUGCGUACCAGAUGGAGCUGCCCUGGACACAGAAUUCACCUGCGCCUCCAUGGAAAGCUGUGAGUCCAAAAUGACUCCCAGGCUGCGCACCUGGUCCUUCGGGGGCACAGUGACCCCAUUCAGGACCAAGGAGUCCUCCAUACCUGCCCGCUCUCUGUCCCCCCAAAACAGUACUUCUGCCUUGUCAGGAUUCAACCUCAAUCCGUUAGCCACCAUCCAUCCUCCAACCGCCUCCAGGCACUCACACAGGACCUUCACCGGUUCUGAUUUAAAAUACCCCUGAAGAGUAGACCCCAUCAAAACCAAUGACUCUUGAGCUAGUCCUUCCAUUUUCUCGGAUCUGCUCUGUGUACAGCUAGCGCCGGGAACCAAACCCUUCCUCCAAACAAUAAUUCGCGCCGAGAAAAGCCACUUCGCCUCUCGAUCCAGAUAGCAACACAUUCGCUCUUCCGGCCGGCGAAGAAUUCAAACGUCUACCGGGGAGGAGGGAGCCCGCCAGAGGCAUGGCGAUGAUGCAGACAUCAGAAAAUUAAAGGGCCUUUAAUGAAUAAAUGGAACAUUUGCGUCGGACUGGUGUAGACAGGGUGGCGAGCUCAGAAGGGCAACGAGGGAGAUAUUCACAAUAAGCAUCUCUGGAGGAAGAAGAAGAAGAAGCGAGGGAGAGAUUCUACCCACCAGUUUGGAAACUGGUUAAGGGGCUUCCGUGCUGGUCUGGAGUCUGGAUUUGGUUUCACGCACGGUCCGAAACAAACUGCUAAGGAGAGCCUUGCUGUAUCGAUCCAUUUUUUUAAAUAAAGAAAUAAUUUAUUGGGUUUUUCAGAUUAAAAUUUUCCAACAUAAAAACAAGAUUCCAGAGAAUGUCCUGGACUUCCCUCCUGCCCUUUGUGGGUCCCGUUGUUCAUCAUUUCCUCCCGCAUCUUUUAUGAUAAUCCAAACGCAGGUGGCGCUGUGGGUUAAACUACAGAGCCUAGGACAUGCCGAUCAGAAGGUCAGCGGUUCGAUUCCCCAUGACGGGGUGAGCUCCCGUUGCUCGGUCCCUGCUCCUGCCAACCUAGCUGUUCGAAAGCAUGUCAAAGUGCAAGUAGAUAAAUAGGUACCACUCCGGCGGGAAGGUAAACGGCGUUUCCGUGCACUGCUCUGGUUCGCCAGAAGCAGCUUAGUCCUGCUGGCCACAUGACCCGGAAGCUGUACGCCGGCUCCCUCGGCCACUAAAGCGAGAUGAGCUCCACAACCCCAGAGUCGUCCGCGACUGGACCUCAUGAUCAGGGGUCCCUCUACCUUUACCUAUAUUACCAAUAAAGAGUUUGUGAGCGUUUGCUCAAAACCUGCCCAGGAGGCCAUGGAGGGCUGCCAACAAACGCGGGACAGGAACUGGGAAGCGCCUGAGAGAAUACCCUUCAACAUUCUGGGCUGCAUCAAUAGGAGUAUAGCAUCUAGAUCAAGGGAAGUAAUAGUGCCACUGUAUUCUGCUCUGGUCAGACCUCACCUGGAGUACUGUGUCCAGUUCUGGGCACCACAGUUCAAGGAGGACACUGACAAACUGGAACGUGUCCAGAGGAGGGCAACCAAAAUGGUCAAAGGCCUGGAAACAAUGCCUUAUGAGGAACGGCUAAGGGAGCUGGGCAUGUUUAGCCUGGAGAAGAGGAGGUUAAGGGGUGAUAUGAUAGCCAUGUUCAAAUAUAUAAAAGGAUGUCACAUAGAGGAGGGAGAAAGGUUGUUUUCUGCUGCUCCAGAGAAGAGGACACGGAGCAAUGGAUCCAAACUACAAGAAAGAAGAUUCCACCUAAACAUUAGGAAGAACUUCCUGACAGUAAGAGCUGUUUGACAGUGGAAUUUGCUGCCAAGGAGUGUGGUGGAGUCUCCUUCUUUGGAGGUCUUUAAGCAGAGGCUUGACAACCAUAUGUCAGGAGUGCUCUGAUGGUGUUUCCUGCUUGGCAGGGGGUUGGACUCGAUGGCCCUUGUGGUCUCUUCCAACUCUAGGAUUCUAUGAUUCUAUGAUUUUUCUGACGAAAAUAGGGACGUCCUAUUCAGUCAUCACCAUAAUAACAAUUUUACUGUUUAUACCCCACCCAACUGACUGGGUGUUCCCAACUGCUAUAGUUGUAGUUAUAAUUUGUGGGUCACCAUCUGAUCUUAUUCUGAUCUUAAUUUGAAUUUAAGCUGUGUUUUAAUCGAUUGCUUGACUUUAUGUUUUAUGUUCUUUUUAGGGGGGAGGGGAAAAACAGGGGGGAAUGAGGAUGAUGUAUUUUUGAUCAAUUAUGUUAAAAUCCCUAAUAAAAAAUAUUUAAUAAUAAUUUUUAAAAAACCACUUCCGGAAUAUUGUGCGUAUAAAAAACAACCCGAAACCUUUGCAAAUGGGACGAGGAAGGGAAAAGCUCCUGUCCUUUUCCUCUCCCUGCCUUUUCUCGCUUAGUUCCCCGUGAGACGCUUUGCUACGGACCGCGCCUCUUUGCCAACAAGUACCGGCCAGUGGCUCCGUUCCGGAACCGAAAUGAAAAAUAUAUCGAGAGAGAGGGUGUGUGUUUUUGUAUGCUGGUGCGGAGACAACCCUCCCCUAUUCCUGAGCCCAACGGCCUGGCGCCCUUCCCUCUCUCUUGGCAGGCAAUUUGCCUCUUUGCACAGAGAGGAAUUCUCCAAAAAAAAUUGUUAAAAGAUGGCUGCCAAGUGGGGAAGGAACUUUUCGGAACGGCGGCGGGUCGCGGGGUGUCCUUUCGCUGCUUGCAAAAUGGCUGCUUGCAAACGGUUGCGCAUGCAUGCGCCGUCGCGCAUGAGAGAGGAGGAGGAGGAGCUGCGGGGAGAUAGCGGUUGGCAUUUAGGACCGUCCGGGAAAAGGCUGGAGGCCUGGAACGAGACUUUUUUUUUUUUUUGAAAAUAAAUAUAUAUAUAUAUAUAAGCUGCGAGAGCAAGAGCCAAAAUUCCAUGUCCAAAGUAAACAGCUGGCAAACUGUGUGUUCUUUUCGGUUGGAAGCCUCGUCUCUCUCUCUCUCUCUCUCUUUUCCACCCCCCCUUUCUCUUUCUCUCGUUUCCUCCCUCUUCUCCCUCCCUCGAUUUAAAAUAAAUAAAAUAAAAUCCGAUUCCCUCUCCUUUUGAGAGACUAUGGAGCUAAGGGGAAAGAGAGAGGGAAGGGGGAAGAAAACAAAAUUUAAAAAAAGAGAUUUCCGCAUGGUGGUUUGCCCACGUUGGCACAUAUUUUAAAAAAAAGAAACAUCACUUUGGGUCAUUUCGUCAGAUUCUUGGGGGUCUUUGGAGUCCGUAGGGAAUCGAGUUUGCCGACCGCAGCAAUUGAGUGGUGUUUGGCACGUUUUCCCAUGGCGGUGUAGCAACCUUGACAUUUUAACUUUAGGUUUGUUUUUGGGGCGGAGGGGCAAAGGCAAAUUUUUUUGGGGGGUGUUCCUUUCCCUGCUCUCCACGUGGUCCGUUCUCCCCCCGCCCCAUCCUCCUGCUGUUCCUCCCCAUCUCCGAGGUUUCGAACUCGGCACAAAAUGGCCGUUGGUGGGGUGGGUGGGGCGCCGUGGGCCAGCAGGGAAGGGGGAGGCUACAAAAUGGCCUCCCCCUGGCUGCUGACACUCGCCACGUGUUGGGAAGGUGUGUAAACACUCCCCAUUUUGCUUUCAAAUUCCCCCCCCGGGCACAAAUUGUGCAAACACACUCCAACACCAUGUCUGCAUGCAAACAAAAUUCGCACAAACAAAAUGGAGGGGAACGGGACGACCACCCCAUAAUUUCCAGCCAAGGAAAAGCAUGCCACAUGUUUCCAAAAUAAAUUUUUUUUUGGGGGGGUGGCAUUUUGUGAUAGGGACAAACGAAAGGUACAGAUGCAAAACGGGACGACCACCCCAUAAUUUCCAGCCAAGGAAAAGCAUGCCACACAUUUCCAGAACAAAAAAAAAUAUUUUUUUGCGGGGGGGUGCCAUUUUGCGAUAGGGACGAACCGAAGGUGCAGAUGCAAAACGGCACCCUGAAUGGGACGUUCUCGGGUCCCCGUCCUCGCCGGUAACCCUUUCCGUACAACCGCGGGACGGAUCCGGACGGAGAGGCUGCGAAACGGGACGCCCAGGGAGGCCUGUGGGUUUUGGGAGCCCGAAAGUAAGCAAGCCUGCAAAUCGGAGAGAGAGAGAGAGAGAUGGAAAGAGAUACGGGGAGGAGAAAUAUUUUGGCAGGGUGCUCUGGCACCGGCCCAGUUCCCGAAGCCGGGAGUGAGCUGCGCAGAUGAAAACAGGGGGCCAGGAUUUUGAAGGGAGAGUUCGGACAAACGCCAUCGUUGGCAACUCUCCUGGACGGGUUAUUCCUCCCCUUGUCGUCGUCUUUUUUGGCUCGUGGUAUCCGGCUGGGCACGGCCUCCGCGUUUUAUUAACCACAGCUGAGCUCGAGUCUGCAUAGCAGUUGCGCCGCUCUGUGCAGGUGAGCGGCGUUUUAAAAACAGAAAAGAAAUGGGAAUCAGGCCCUGUUUCCCAGGGGCAGCCCAGGAUUCGCAGAAGCUGUCCCGGUUUCCGAUCCGACCCCCAAAAUGUCCCAUUAGUAAUUUCGAUACACACGCACGCCCUCCAAUGUUUGCAUUCAUAUUUCAAGAUGGCUGCUGCUGAAAGACUCUGAGAUUUGAAUUGAGUACGCCCGCCGUGUCUCUGCACGAGUCCCUGAUCUUGCAAUCAGAAGGUCUGUUCAGAACAGAAACUCAUGCAGAAGCAAUAGGCAAACCCUCCAAACGUCCCUAUUUUUCAGGGACAGUCCCGGAUUUACUGAAGCCGUCCCGGUUUCUGAUCUGACCCCGGAGUGUCCCUUAGGCUGCCCCUAUUUUAAUUGGAGUAAUGUUUGAAGGUGUGGAGUUAUUUUUCUUAUAUUCAACUAAUAAAAUAUUUUUUAAAAAGAGGAAAUAAGUAACUAUGGAACCCUGAGAAGAUCUCCGAAGGCAGCCCCGUAGAGGGAAGGGUUUUUUGAUGUUUGAUGUUUUAUUAUGCUUUUAUAUGUGUUGGAAGCUGCCCAGAGUGGCUGAGGCAACACAGUCGGAGAAGUGGAGUAUAAAUAAGAAAAGGAUGAUGAUGUUGGAAUAGGUAAAGGUAAAGGGACCCCUGACCAUUAGGUCCAGUCGUGGCCGACUCUGGGGUUGCAGCGCUCAUCUCGCUUUACUGGCCGAGGGAGCCGGCGUACAGCUUCCGGGUCAUGUGGCCAGCAGGACUAAGCCGCUUCUGGCGAACCAGAGCAGCGCACGGAAACGCCGUUUACCUUCCCGCCGGAGCGGUAUCUAUUUAUCUACUUGCACUUUUGACAUGCUUUCGAACUGCUAGGUGGGAAGGAGCAGGGACCGAGCAACGGGAGCUCACCCCAUCAUUGCAGGGAUUCGAACCGCCGACCUUCUGAUCGGCAAGUCCUAGGCUCUGUGGUUUAACACACAGAAUAGGACACCCCUAUUUUCAUUGGAGAAAUGUGGGAGGGUAUGGAAAAGGACAUCAGCAUUCGACAAUCGAGGUCCUGCUGUACUUCAAAGGUGAUUAUAAACAUAACAUAAAAACUUAAAAAGAUUAAAAACAAGGACAAACGGUUAAAAGCAACCACAGUGGUCCCUUGGUUCUCAAACGCCUUGGUACUCAAACAACUUGGAACCCGAACACUGCAAACCUGGAAGUAAGUGUUCCGGUUUGCAAACUUUUUCCGGAAGCAGAACGUGCUCCGAUUUGUUACGCUGAGGUCUGUUUUUGCUAUUUAUUUUGCGUUUUUGCAGCGUUUUGUUUUUGUGACUGUGUGGAACCCAGUUCGGUUACUGACGGAUUGAUUGUGUGACUGCAGUACAUUGUUUGUUGCUUUCAUUUUAUGGAUCGACGUUCUCGCUAGAUAGUGAAAUCCAUGUUUAAUUGCUGUUUUAGGAGUUGUUUUUAAAAGUCCAAAACGGAUUAAUCCGUUUCUCAUUCCUUUCUAUGGGAAAGCAGCACGCCUUGGUUUUGGAACGCUUUGGUUUCGGAAUGGAAUUUCCGGAACGGAUUAAGUUUGAGAACCAAGGCACCACUGUAUAAAGGAGGUAGCCUCAAUUCAUUGUGUUGUUGUUGAGUCGUUUGCUCGUGUCCGCCUCUUGGUGACCCCCUGGACCAGAGCAUGCCGGGCCCUCCUGUCUUCCACUGCCUCCCGCAGUUUGGUCAAACUCAUUCUGGUCGCUUCGAGAACACUGUCCCACCAUCUCGUCCUCCGUCGUCCCCUUCUCCUUGUGCCCUCCAUCUUUCCCAACAUCAGGGUCUUUUCCAGGGAGUCUUCUCUUCUCAUGAGGUGGCCUAAGUCUUGGAGCCUCAGCUUCAGGAUCUGUCCUUCCAGUGAGCACUCAGGGCUGAUUUCCUUCCGAAUGGAGAGGUCUGAUCUUCUUGCAGUCCAUGGGACUCUCAAGAGUCUCCUCCAGCACCAACAUUCAUUGUGUACCAUCAAUAAUUUUUAAGUAUCUAGUAGGGUCUCAGCUGCCCCCUCUCCCCCCCCCCACGGCCACAUCUAUGACACCCAUGGGAAGAAAGCCCCCGGUUCAAAAAACGACUCCUGGUUCAAGGAUCAGCAGGGAACGUGCUGAUUUCUGCAGAAGGAAGAGAAAGAGGGGUUUGCCUGUGGGGCGUUUUGUCUGUGGGUGGGGGGCUGAGAAAGAGCAGAGCCUGGGCUGGCAGAGCGGAGUAGGGGGGGCCGGUUGUCUAAUCCAGGAUGCUACUAGGAACCAUAAGUGCUGAGCUCAGCGUCUGCUCUGCUGACGGCCCGGAGAGCCUGAUUAUUUUUAGAUAAGAUGGAAAGCCUGGAACGGAGAGUUCUGGGCUGCAGCCCGGCCGAGGCGUGAGCUGUGUUUCUGAUGAAGGAGGGAGGAGGGGGCCGGCGAGUCGGGUGUGGGGAAGCGAGUUGCUGCAGUGGGUGAGUUUUUUCUCCCCACCUCUCUCUGCACGGAGAGUCCCCGUGGCUCUCCCUUCAAGGAAGGCCCGGUCCGGCGCGCACACACCACAAAAACUGCAGCAGAAAGUCACCUGGUUACAACGCAAUCUCACCCAAGCAUUUACGCCCAGGGUUUUGCAACCUUUUUGGGCCCACGGCUCCCUCGAACUACAGUGGUACCUCAGGUUAAGUACUUAAUUCGUUCCGGAGGUCCGUUCUUAACCUGAAACUGUUCUUAACCUGAAGCACCACUUUAGCUAAUGGGGCCUCCCGCUGCUGCCGCGCCGCCGGAGCACGAUUUCUGUUCUCAUCCUGAAGCAAAGUUCUUAACCCAAGAUACUAUUUCUGGGUUAGCAGAGUCUGUAACCUGAAGCGUCUGUAACCUGAAGCGUAUGUAACCCGAGGUACCACUGUAUAGGCUAAACAAGCUCCAGCUUAGGGCCCCACUGUCUUGGGCCCCCCAAAAAAAUUUAAAGGGGAAAAAAACUUGAUGUAUAUUUCCAAAAUAUAAGCUAAGAAACAAAUACAGUGGCACCUCGGGUUAAGUACUUAAUUCGUUCCGGAGGUCCGUUCUUAACCUGAAACUGUUCUUAACCUGAAGCACCACUUGAGCUAAUGGGGCCUCCUGCUGCUGCCGCCUCGCCGCCGGAGCACGAUUUCUGUUCUCAUCCUGAAGCAAAGUACUUAAGCCGAGGUACUAUUUCUGGGUUAGCGGAGUCUGUAACCUGAAGCGUAUGUGACCUGAGGUUCCACUGUACAUUUGUCUGUGGCACAACUGUGGGGCUCAGGAGCCCAGUUAGGUCCCCCCCUUCCCUGCAGAGCUGGCAGCCCCUCACCCUUUUUCGAACCCCCUCCCUCGUGGAGCGUUCCCUCGGCCUCCUCUCCCCUUUCCACCUUGUUGCUUUCUCAUCUUGGUCGGUGGAAAGAUUGGACUGUUGGCUGCCCCGGAUAUAGAGUGCCGUCAAAUGUGAGAGCCAGUGUGGUGUAGUGGUUAAGAGCGGUAGACUUGUAAUCUGGUGAACCGGCUUCGCGUCUCCGCUCCUCCACAUGCAGCUGCUGGGUGACCUUGGGCCAGUCACACUUCUUUGAAGUCUCUCAGCCCCACUCACCUCACAGAGUGUUUGUUGUGGGGGAGGAAGGGAAAGGAGAAUGUUAGCCGCUUUGAGACUCCUGAAGGGGAGUGAAAGGCGGGAUAUCAAAUCCAAACUCUUCUUCUUCUUCUUCAAAGAUCAGCCAUUGAGGAGGCAGCUGAUUCAGUCCGCAUUUAACGCCAAGCUUAUCUCGCUAAACCACAGAGCCUAGGACUUGCAGAUCGGAAGGUCGGCGGUUCGAAACCCCGCAGUGACGGGUUGAGCUUUGUACCCAUUUAUCUACUUGCACUUUGAUGUGCUUUCAAACUGCUAGGUUGGCAGGAGCAGGGACCGAGCAACGGGAGCUCACCCCGUCGCAGGGAUUCGAACCGCCGACCUUCUGAUCGGCAAGCCCUAGGCUCUGUGGUUUAGACCACACGCCACCCGCAUCCCGGUUUCUUUAAGCUAAAAAGUCCCAAAUGCUGUUUUCGGAUCUCUGAAGGGAUUUCGAUGUGAGGUAAUCAGAGAUAUCAUUAGCCCGGGCCGUUUGCAGUCGCAAAGCUCACUCCUCCAUCUUUCCUUUUCAGAUUCAGAUCAAAGCAGUAGCCCCAGGACGGGAAUCGGCUCUGACCAGGAGGACAGCAAGCCCAUCAUCACGUUGGGUGAGUCAAGGAAUGCUCAGCGCACAAAAGUGGGAAUAGGAGAAACGUCUUAUGUCCCUGUAGCAGGGAUGGGAGGAGAACGCCAUGCCGCUGGCAUCAUUCCUGACCAUUGGCCAAGCUGUCGGCUGGGGCUGAUAUGAGUUGGAGUCCCGCAAGCUCUGGAGACCCCCAUGCUCCCUGUUUUUCCUCUAAGGCGUUCUUCUUUCCUCAAGAGGGAAUUCCUCUUCUAAACAGAGGCAUUCCUCCGUCUCUCGCGUGUAGUAAGGAAACGGUACCUCUUAGGUCAGGUAUGUGGGUAUCUGAGGGCCUCGAGAUGCUACAACUCCCAUCAUCCUUGCUCCCUGGCCAUCCUGGCUACGGAAGCAUCCCUGAUUCUUAGGAGGGAAUGUCUCUGCUAAACAGGGAGUACCUAAACAGAGAUUAUCUCCCCUAAACAGAGAAUACCUCUUCUAAACAGGGAGUGCUUCUUCUAGACAGAGGAUAGCUCUUCUAAACAGAGAGUACCUCCUUUAAACAGAGAAUACCUCCUCUAAACAGAGAAUGCCUCUUCAAAACAGGGAGUGCUUCUUCAAAACAGGGAGUGCUUCUUCUAAACAGAGGAUAUCUCCCCUAAACAGAGAAUACCUCCCCUAAACAGGGAAUACCUCCUCUAAACAGAGGAUACCUCCCCUAAACAGAGAAUACCUCCUCUAAACAGAGAAUACCUCCUCUAAACAGAGAAUACUUCCUGUAAACAGAGAAUACCUCCCCUAAACAGAGAAUACCUCCUCUAAACAGAGAAUACCUCCUCUAAAAGAGAAUACUUCCUCUAAACAGAGAAUACCUCCCCUAAACAGAGAAUACCUCCUCUAAACAGAGAAUACCUCCUCUAAACAGAGAAUACUUCCCCUAAACAGAGAAUACCUCCCCUAAACAGAGAAUACCUCCUCUAAACAGAGAAUACCUCCCCUAAACAGAGAAUACCUCCUCUAAACAGAGAAUACCUCCUCUAAACAGAGAAUACUUCCUGUAAACAGAGAAUACCUCCCCUAAACAGAGAAUACCUCCUCUAAACAGAGAAUACUUCCUCUAAACAGAGAAUACCUCCCCUAAACAGAGAAUACCUCCUCUGAACAAGGAGUGCUUCUUCUAAACAGGGAAUGCCUUCUGUUUCAUCCUGGCAAUUUAUUUAUUUUUAAUAAAAAGGAAAGCGAAGCAUCUAGCUUGUGCAUCCCUGUUUCAAUUCCUCCCGGGUCGUUAUGCUCCCCGUGCUCAAUUAAUCUCUCCCCCUUUUUCCUCAGACGCGACAGAUUUCCAAGAGAACUUCGUCACGUCCGGGGUGUUCAGCGUCACGGAGCUGAUCCAAGUUUCCCGGAGUGAGUAGGCCUCUUUUUGUUGCUUGUGGUAUAGCUGGCCUUCGUGAAAACCUGGCCUGAGGUUCUGGCCUGAGGUUUGCAUUGUGCCGGCAGAGUAACUUUUGCACAAGCAGUCUUGCACUCUGCAGCUGCACGAUCAUAAUUGUGCAAGGAGGAAUUGCUGCUCCAGUCCAUGUCGACAAAACUGAUUUGAUUCCUAGCCGUGAUUCAAGAUGGCGUCCAAUUCGGGCAGAACGAACUCCUUUGUUUUGCUUCUGUUCUUUUUUUAUUUUGUUUUUAAGGGAAUCAGAAAGUAUACGAGUAGGAAUUGACAAAUAGACAGCUGAGGGAGAAGAGGAAAGAAAAGAGGGGGGAUAUAUAAAUUGAAAAUAACUUGGGGAGACCUAAGAAAUGGGGUGUGAACUGGAAAUAAAUAAUGCGACUUCCGGUUGGCCGUGCGAUUAAUGGCGGACGGGAGCUCUUUUUUGAAAAGAAAAAAAGGAAAUAAAUAAUGCAAUAUAAAGCAAUAAACGGGAAAGAAGGAACACCAACUUAAUAGACGGAAGCCAACUUAAUGGGGAAAUUGCAUUACAUUUGGUGUCGUUUGGUGUCGAUUUGCUAAAUAACUGGAAAACUAAUACAAAUAAUUUGGAAAGGAAGAAAAGGUUUGCGCCCAGUUCUGCCCAAACACUGAUGCAAAGCUGUCUGCUCGAGCCCAGGGGGCGUCCAGUCAGAUUUGGUUGAAAUCGUUGCAGUGGCAGGUUCGACCCGCCAUCUUGAUCCCAGUGAGAUCCCGGAGGAAACGCGUUCCUCGAACUCAGGACCCACCCGGCUGGGGACGAAAGGCUUUCCUCUCGGCAAACUGGAGGCCCCCCCAAUGCACAGCUCGUUGACCCCCUCCCCCCUUUUUAACAUAAUUUUAAUUUUUUUAUUGACGCAAAAUUUUAUUUUUUUUAUUGACACAAAUCCAUAACUUGCUCAGAUAGAGCGUCAACCUUCUUCCAUCCCUCUUUCUGACUUCCACAUAUCUUUAACGGAUUCGUCGCAUUUCUAUAACCACCUUAUAUCUUUUUUUAACAUUCACCCUCUUAUAUGUAAAUCAGCUCCUUAAUUUCACGUCACCAAACCUUUCAAGUCAAGCCUACAAACGUUUUCAGGUGUUUGCCAUUUUCUUUCAAACAAACUCUAAAUUUGCUCCAGUCCUUUUGAAACAGUUCGUCGCGCCGAUUCCGGAUCUUCCCCAUCAGCUUUGCCAACUCCACAUACAGUGGUACCUCGGGUUAUGGACGCUUCAGGUUACAGACUCCGCUAACCCAGAAAUAGUACCUCGGGUUAAGAACUUUGCUUCAGGAUGAGAAAAGAAAUCGUGCUCCAGCAGCGCGGCGGCAGCAGGAGACCCCAUUAGCUAAAGUGGUGCUUCAGGUUAAGAACAAUUUCAGGUUAAGAACGGACCCCUGGAACGAAUUAAGCACCGUAUUUUUCGCUCUAUAAGACGCACCAGACGACAAGACGCACCUAGUUUUUGGAGGAGGAAAACAAGAAAAAAAAUAUUCUGAAUCUCAGAAGCCAGAACAGCAAGAGGGAUCGCUGCACAGCGAAAGCAGCGUUCCCUCUUGCUGUUCUGGCUUCUGGGACAGCUGCGCAGCCUGCAUUCGCUCCAUAAGACACACACACAUUUCCCCUUACCUUUUAAGAGAGAAAAAGUGAGUCUUAUAGAGCAAAAAAUACGGUACUUAACCCGAGGUACCACUGUAUUCAACCAUCUUUAUCUGCAAACUUCCAGAGUAGGGAGUUCCUGCUGCUUCCAUCUCUGGGCCAAAAGUAUUCUUGCAGCUGUUGUGGCGUACAUAAACAAAGGUUGACCCCCUUUCUCUGCCUUCUCCGCAGCGCCGGUGGUGACGGGCACAGGGCCAAAUUUCUCCCUUGGGGAGCUGCAGGGGCACCUCGCCUACGACUUGAACCCCUCGAGUACGGGCAUGAGGAGGACGCUCCCCAGCACUUCCUCCAGCGGGUGAGUCCGGGCGUGGAGUUGUGGCGCUGUGUUCCCAUCCUUUCAUCGCCUUCCCUUGCUACCCCGUCCUUCCCACAGCCUUCUCCUAGUGAGCACCGCAACCCCAGAGUCAGCCACAACUGGACCUAAUGGUCAGGGGUCCCUUUACCUUUAACAUGGGGAUUAGUAAAGGUAAAGGGACCCCUGACCACUAGGUCCAGUCGUGGCCGACUCUGGGGUUGCAGCGCUCAUCUCGCUUUACUGGCCGAGGGAGCCGGCGUACAGCUUCCGGGUCAUGUGGCCAGCAGGACUAAGCCGCUUCUGGCGAACCAGAGCAGCGCAUGGAAACGCCGUUUAUCUUCCCACCAGAGUGGUACCUCUUUAUCUACUUGCACCUUGACGCAGCGGCGUAGCGUGGGUUGUCAGCACCCAGGGCAAGGCAAGUAAUUUGCGCCCCCUAACCCGGGGCAAGGCAAGUAAUUUGCACCCCCUAACCCGGGGCAAGGCAAGUAAUUUGCGCCCCCUAACCCCUAACCUGCCGCCGCUGCCAGCUUCUUCUUGCUGCUGCCUGGGCUGGUCUGGUGUGGUUCUCUCCCACGCUCAGCGCUGCGCUGGGCGGCCGCUGCACUGUCCCUCCCCCAGAUAGUCCCUCGCUCUCUCUCCACACCGCACGCCUGGCACCCACCCCCUCCACAGUGGGCGGCGACCCAGCGGCUCGGAUCGGAUUCGCACAGCCAGCACUGCAGUGAGAGAGAGAGAGUGAGCCAGGUAGGGGCAGAGAGCUGCGAGUGCGAGCGCGCCCCCCCCCAGAUGUUGCGCCCGGUGCGGCCGGCCCCCCCUGCACCCCCCACGCUACGCCACUGCUUUGACGUGCUUUCGAACUGCUAGGUUGGCAGGAGCAGGGACCGAGCAACGGGAGCUCACCCCGUUGCAGGGAUUCGAACCGCCGACCUUCUGAUCGGCGAGUCCUAGGCUCUGUGGUUUAACCCACAGCGUCCCUAACCUGGGGAUUAGCAGCUAAUAAAAGUUUGGGUUCUCUUUUGUUCGGGGCUUCUAUCUUGUUCCGCCUGGUGGCAGGUGGGAGUCCUGUCUCAACAGUCUUCAGUCAAGACCAAGCCGACUGGCUGCUGUUUUGCUCCGGUAUUCCUGGCUGGUGUCCUUGUUUUUUUGUCCAAGAGAGCCCUCGGAUUUCUCCCUUAACAACCCAAACGCUAACUGCUCUUCCCCCUUCUGCCUCACCUCAGGAGUAAACGUCAUAAGUCUGGCUCGAUGGAGGACGACUUGGACGGCAGCCCGGGGGGCGAAUAUUACACGUCGCCCAGCUCCCCCACGAGUAGCAGCCGAAAUUGGACGGAAGACAUGGAAGGGGGUAAGUCGGAGGGGAGCCGGGCCGCCCCGAAACCUUCAGGAAGCCAAACACUUGUCCUGAGAAGAGGAGGGCAGUAUAGAUUUAGAGCAGGGGGUUGCAGAAGGGCACAGGCCAGAGGCUACAGAGUGGAGAAGCUGGGAAAUAUUGGGGGAGCAGUAGGAAUGAAUGAAUCUUUAUUUGCGUCAGCCGUCAGCUGCAGCAAUAAAACAACAAUACGAUAUACAAAGAUUCGAAAUAAAAAAGUCAAUUAUAUAGAAUGCAUUUUGAAUCAAGAGUCAAAGAGUGGACCUGACUCUGAUCGCCGCAGCUAAAAGCCUUGCCACCUUUGUUGUCACCUGCUCAUCUUGAUCUGCCAAGAGAAAGGACCCUGGGGCAGUGGCUGGGCGACCCGGGAUGGACGAUAAAAGAGGGGUGAUAAUCUCAUUCCUCAAGUCUUUAUCAAGAGGGCAAGCCAGAAGGGCAUGUGGCACCGAUUCGGGACGGCCGUCUCCACAGGGACAUAAGUGUUUUUCGUGUGGAAUCGGUAAAUUCCAUUCAGAAAAUGGAGAAACGCCUCGGAAGCCUGUUGUUGUUUAGUCGUUUAGUCAUGUCCGCCUCUUCGUGACCCCCUGGACCAGAGCACGCCAGGCCCUCCUGUCUUCCACUGCCUCCCGCAGUUUGGUCAAACUCAUGCUGGUUGCUUCGAGAACACGGUCCCACCAUCUCGUCCUCCGUCGUCCCCUUCUCCUUGUGCCCUCCAUCUUUCCCAGCAUCAGGGUCUUUUCCAGGGAGUCUUCUCUUCUCAUGAGGUGGCCAAAGUCUUGGAGCCUCAGCUUCAGGAUCUGUCCUUCCAGUGAGCACUCAGGGCUGAUUUCCUUCUGAAUGGAGAGGUUUGAUCUUCUUGCAGUCCAUGGGACUCUCAAGAGUCUCCUCCAGCACCAGAAUUCAAAAGCAUCCAUUCUUCGGCGAUCACCCUUCUUUAUGGUGUUCGACUUCUGAGGCAUGUUCAAAAACAUUCCGGGUUUCCGGCGUCCGGGUUCUGAAUCGUUCAGCUUCCAAAGCGCUCGAAAAAACGAGUUUCCGCUGUACAAUUACUAUUCCUAAUCAUUCAGAUGCCGAAUUAUAUAAUUAGGUGGGUCCCAACCCCUGCAUGCUAGAAUGAAUGGUUUGCUUUUUUUUACUUAAUUUCUGCGUUCCAAAAUCUUAUCCAUCUCGAUCAAAACCCAUUCAAAAAUUAUUAUUUUUAUUAUUAGGUAGCACAGGUAUCCCCAACAGUAUCUUUCAGCAUUUGGCUGGUGAGGAAGCCCCAACAUUCCCCUAUUGUUAGUUUGCAAAUCUAUCCCCAAAAGUAAAAAGGCAAAGGGACCCCUGACCAUUAGCUCCAGUCGUGGCCGACUCUGGGGUUGCGGCGCUCAUCUCGCUUUACUGGCCGAGGGAGCCGGUGUACAGCUUCCGGGUCAUGUGGCCAGCAGGACUAAGCCGCUUCUGGCGAACCAGAGCAGCGCAAGGAAAUGCCGUUUACCUUCCCGCCGGAGUGGUACCUAUUUAUCUACUUGCACUUUGACGUGCUUUCGAACUGCUAGGUGGGCAGGAGCAGGGACCGAGCAACGGGAGCUCACCCCGUCAUUGUGGGGAUUCGAACCGCCGACGUUCUGAUCGGCAAGCCCUAGGCUCUGUGGUUUAACCCACAGCGCCACCCACGUCCUGUCCCCAAAAGUAUCUUUCUGCAUUUGGCUGGUGGGGAACGUCAGGGAUUCCCCACCCCUGCUCUCCCAGCCGGCCGUCGUUUCCCCUCCAACGAGAGACGUGUUCGGAACCUCUGCGAGAAGAGCUUUAUUUCAAUCCCUGGACUGGAUGUUCUGGUUCUAAAAUCCUUCUCAAUGAACGUCUGGGAGAGAGCUAAACCCUUUAGUGGCGCCGCGUAAAACGACUGCCCCAGAUAAAUCGCUGCCUGGAGGGCAGGGGCUAAGCCGAGAGGGGAUUAACCCUCUCUCUGCCCUGUCUUCCACCCCAUUGGCAGAAGGACGUUGGAGAUGGCAGGAGUUGCCAGCCUUCUUAAGCUCAGGGGCACGUGGGUGCCAGCCCUCUGGUCAGUUGGUCCCCUCUGCAUGGUGUCACACACAGUGUCAGAUUUACGUAUAAGGAGGGGAAGUGAUUUAGGAGCCCGGCCAGUGAUGUCAAAGUUCUUCCACGUAUUCAUAAAUUUAAUUUUUUAGAAAGAUUUUUUUUAAAAAAUGGCAUUCUGUGUGAGCCAUCGCUUAUGCACCAUAUUUUUCGCUGCAUAAGACGCACCAGACCAUAAGACGCACCUAGUUUUUGGAGGAGGAAAACAAGAAAAAAAUAUUCUGAAUCCCAGAAGCCAGAACAGCAAGAGGGAGCAGCGAUCCCUCUUGCUGUUCUGGCUUCUGGGAUAGCUGCGCAGCCUGCAUUCGCUCCAUAAGACGCACACACAUUUCCCCUUACUUUUCAGGAGGGAAAAAGUGAGUCUUAUAGAGCAAAAAAUACAGUAUUUUCCAUUUUUAUAUCGUCAUAUUAUUCAGUGAACUGAGACCUGCAGGUUUGGGGCAGUAUACAAUUUUAAUAAAUCCUCAUCCUCAUCAUUGAUCUUGGGAGUUUUAAAAAUUAUUUUUUAGGCUUGCCCAAGACUCAGACAGAGCUGCGACAGGUAGGCUCUUUAAUUCUCAAGGUCGUGGGUUUGAGCAAAUGAUUCCUGCAUUGCAAGGGGUUGCAGAAUAGAUUAUCUUGAAUGGUUCCUUUCAAACUCAAUCGUUCUCUCCCAUCUCCUCCAAGUGUCCUAUUUUUCCAGGGACAGUCCCGGAAUUACAGAAGCCGGUGUCUCUUCUGCCAUUGAAUGGUGGAUGAGUUUCAUGAAAUAUAGCUGCGCCGAACCUGAUAUUCAGUACUGGAUUUACGUAUAAGCUAAACAAGCUCUAGCUUAGGGCCCCGCUCUCUUGGGGAUGUCCAAAAAAAUUUAAAGGGAAAAAAACUGGAUGCACAUCUCCAAAAUACAAGAUAAAAAACCAAUAAAAUAAAACCUACAUACAGCGUUUUGUGUUGUGUGGGCUCCUAGGAUGUAAGUCAUGGGCCCCGCCUGCUCCCUAAAAUAUCACUGGUUUGCUCCUUUCUAUAUAUAGGGUGCCUACAUUCUGAACGUGCAAAUGGCUUUUACAAGUAUUGAAGAUAUAGGGGGAAGAGAGAAAUAUGAGCAUAGGGGAGGUGAUUAGAAUACGGAGUUGAUAAAUGAAUGAAACCGUAGAAGGGGAGGAAGGGAAGUCGAUGGUUGUGAAUGUUAUGGCUGUAUUCAUUGAAAUGCAAAAAAUUAUAAUAUAAAUCAGGCAUAGGCAAACUCCAGCCCUCCAGAUGUCUGGGACUACGAUUCCCAUCAUCCCUGACCACUGGUCCUGUUUGUUAGGGAUGAUGGGAAUUGUAGUCCCAAACAGGCCAGAGUUUGCCUAUGCCUGGUAUAAAUAAUAAAAAUUUAAAAAUUAAUAGGUGCCUUGAAAAGCAUACUUAGAGGGCACAAGGUGCAGAACUUAGGGGGCCUAUUGCUGCGGAUAAACACGUCAACUCUUCCUCAAAUUCCUCCCCAGGGAUUUCUCCGAAAAAGCCAGACAUGGACAAGUCUCCCUUCAACAGUCCGUCUCCGCAAGAUACUUCGCCUCGGCUGAGCAGUUUUACACAACACCACCGUCCCGUCAUCGCCGUACACAGCGGUAGGUUGGGGGUCGCCAAGGAAGGGGGAAAAAUAAGGCAGGAAAGUUCUCCCUAAAGCUGGAAUGUGUCACUUCGGGUUCAUGUGUCUGUGUUGCAGGGAAGCCGUCUCAUUUUGAAACCCCUCGCAAGGAGAAGAGUAACAGAGUCCUUGCACUACUAGCUUUCUGCUUGCAGACUCUCAAGAUAUACCGUAUUUUUCACUCUAUAAGACGCACCAGACCAUAAGACGCACCUAGUUUUUGGAGGAGGAAAACAAGAAAAAAAAUAUCCUGAAUCUCAGAAGCCAGAACAGCAAGAGGGAUCGCUGCGCAGCGAAAGCAGCAAUCCCUCUUGCUGUUCUGGCUUCUGGGAUAGCUGCGCAGCCUGCAUUCGCUUCAUAAGACGCACACGCAUUUCCCCUUACUUCUUAGGAGGGAAAAGUGAGUCUUAUAGAGCAAAAAAUACAGUAUGUGAUUCCUCAGUCCCAGCCGUCCAAAUUGGCACAGCCCACCUCUGUUUUUUGACUGAGGUUGCUUCUGGCACAACUUUCUAAAGCCCUUCCUUUCUCCUAAGGACGUUCUCUCCACCGUUCCCAUCAGGGGGCUCUGAGCAUCCUCAGCAAACUACAGUUCCCAGAAUUCUUUUCUGCAGCAAACGACCCUGUGAUCCUCAGCCGAUAAAUUUAAUAAGCGUAAUUUAACAAAAGCAGCAUUUCCUGCUGCGCAUGAGGUGGGAAGAGAGAUGCUCCAUCUUUGACCAGGAAUGAGGAAAAACACCUGUGCCCCCAUCCGGUUGCCAUAUGUCCUCUUUUUCCAGGACACGUCCUCCUAUUCAGGAUUAAAAUAUCUGGGAGGAUUUUUAAAAAAUUGACUUUCCCAAGGAGAGCGGGGAGCAGGGAGGCGAGGUUGUAGAGGGAAAGAAGGCCGCGGCGGUGGUCUCUGCAGAGGCGCCCCAGGCGGGGGUCCGGGGGUGUCGCGGCGAGGCGGGCCACCCAGUCUCUUCUCUACCUGACAAGACAGAAGGACUGUUUUGGGGGGACAGGAGGUGGGCAGGUGUGGAGGACUGCCUGGUCCUGAAUCGGGUAACUGUGCCCCUGAAGGACCAAGUGUGCAGCCUGGGGGUCAUUCUGGACUCACAGCUGUCCAUGGAGGCGCAGGUCAAUUCUGUGUUCAGGGCAGCUGUUUACCAGCUCCAUCUGGUACACAGGGUGAGACUCUCCCUGUCCGCAGACUGUCUGGCCAGAGUGGUGCAUGCUCUGGUUAUCUCCCACUUGGACUACUGCCAUGCGCUCUACGUGGGGCUACCUUUGAAGGUGACCCGGAAACUACAACUAAUCCAGAAUGCGGCAGCUAGACUGGUGACUGGGAGCGGCUGCCGAGACCAUAUAACACUGGUCCUGAAAGACCUACAUUGGCUCCCAGUACGUUUCCGAGCACAGUUCAAAGUGUUGGUGCUGACCUUGAAAGCCCUAAACGGCCUCGGUCCAGUAUAUAUGAAGGAGCGUCUCGACCCCCAUCUUCGGCCUGGACACCGGGGUCCAUCUCCCGAGGGCCUUCUGGCGGUUCCCUCACUGCGAGAAGCAAAGCUACAGGGAAGCAGGCAGAGGGUCUUCUCGGUGGUGGCGCCCGCCCUGUGGAACGCCCUCCCAUCAGAUGUCAAGGAAAUAAACAACUCUCUGACUUUUAGAAGACAUCUGAAGGCAGCCCUCUUUAGGGAAGCUUUUAAUGUUUGAUGUAUUACAGUAUUUUAAUAUUUUUUUGGAAGCCGCCCAGAGUGGCUGGGUAUAAAUAAUAAAUUAUUAUUAUUAUUAUUAUUAUUAUUAUUAUUAUUAUUAUUAUUAUCUGUCGCCCCCUGCAGGUAUCGCCCGAAGCCCUCACCCAUCCUCCGCGCUACAUUUCCCCACCACCUCAAUCCUGCCCCAAACGGCCUCCACUUACUUCCAACACACAGCCAUACGGUACCCGCCACACCUGAACCCUCAAGACCCUCUGAAAGACCUCGUCUCGCUGGCCUGCGACCCGUCCAAUCAGCAGCCGGGACCGGUAAGGAACCGCCGAUCUCGUCCCCGUGUGGUUCUGGGGUUCAGGGAAAGUCCUGGGACUUGCCAACUCGGCGGUCUCGCUCAACUCGCUCUUCUCAAGGCCACCGUAGAUACCGCACCGCUGCCCCUCUCCCCUGCGCGGUUUUCCCUCACCCUCUUGAGGACUAGCGGAUUGUUUGGGCCGGGCUGCGGAGGUUUCCGAGCGGCCGUGUGUAGAAAUGCGCAUUACGCCAGGCUGAAACUUCCCAAACCUUUGGGAGGUCGCAAGGUGGUUAGAUUCGUCUCAACUAGGGCCAGGGCCUUUUCAGUACUGGCCCCGAUGUGGUGGACCAUUCUGUCCCAAGAGACUAGGGCACUGUGGGACUUGACAUCUUUCUACAGGGCCUGCAAGACAGAGCUGUUCCGCCUGGUCUUUGGUUUGGACUCAGUCUGACCUUUAUGUUUCCCUCCCCUUAUUAUUACCGUAUUUUUCGCUCUAUAAGACGCACCAGACCACAAGACGCACCUAGUUUUUGGAGGAGGAAAACAAGAAAAAAAAUAUUCUGUAUCUCAGAAGCCAGAACAGCAAGAGGGAUCGCUGCGCAGCGAAAGCAGCGAUCCCUUUUGCUGUUCUGGCUUCUGGGAUAGCUGCGCAGCCUGCAUUCGCUCCAUAAGACGCACACACAUUUCCCCUUACUUUUCAGGAGGGAAAAAGUGAGUCUUAUAGAGCAAAAAAUACGGUAAUUAUUAUUAUGUUUUUACUGUAAUUUUACUGGUGUUAGCCGCCCUGAGCCCGGCUCUGGCUGGGGAGGGCGGGGUAUAAAUAAAAUUUAUUAUUAUUAUUAAAAGGGAGCUGUCUGUGCGUCAGGACAGGCGGUGUCGAUGGCGAAAAAGGAGGCUCCCUUGCCCGUGUUGGGGCACACAGAUAUCUAAUGGGGGCGACAGCAGCACUCCCUUGACUUCCCUUCGUCUGGCAGCUGGCAGCUUUGGAGUUUCCCAUAAUGCCCCGGGACACUUGCUGCAUUUUGGGCGUAUGACACCUUGUUCCGGGGUGUAAUACAGUGGUUCAGUGUGUCGUGGCACCCUGGGGUGCCUUGAAUGAUGCUCUGGGGUGCUGCUGGCAACAAGGGAGGGUGUUCAAAAAAAGGGUGAGGGGCUGCCAGCUCUGCAGGCAAGGGGGGGGACAAAGUUGGGCUCCUGAGCCCCACAGGGGUGCCACAGAAAUAAUGGCGUGGGUCAAGGGAGCUGCGGCUUAGAAUCUACAAGAGCAAAAGCACGACACACAAGGAAAGGGGAACUAGGAGGGCAGAGGAAAAAGUCAAGCUCGGGAACCGGUUCUUAAACAGGGGAUUGUUAUAAGGACCAGCAGGUGUGAGAAAGGGGGGCAUUGCUUACACAGAAGAUGGGAUAGAUCAGGGGUCGGCAAGGCUUAGUCCAUCAGCUUAAAGGUAAAGGUAAAGGGACCCCUGACCAUUAGGUCCAGUCGUGGCCGACUCUGGGGUUGCUGCGCUCAUCUCGCUUUACUGGCCGAGGGAGCCGGCGUACAGCUUCCGGGUCAUGUGGCCAGCAGGACUGAGCCGCUUCUGGCGAACCAGAGCAGCGCACGGAAACGCUGUUUACCUUCCCGCCAGAGUGGGACCUAUUUAUCUACUUGCACUUUGAGGUGCUUUCGAACUGCUAGGUUGGCAGGAGCAGGGACCGAGCAACGGGAGCUCACCCCGUCAUUGCGGGGUUUCGAUCCGCCGACCUUCUGAUCGGCAAGCCCUAGGCUCAGUGGUUUAACCCACAGCGCCACCCGCGUCCCUUCAGUCCAUCAGCUUAGUUUGCCAUUAUUCUCUGGUAGGGACUUUAUCUUUUUUCCGUCUCUGGGCUAGUAAGAUCCGUGCGGCAGUCGUUGCAUAGCCAGAUUAUCGCCUUCCAAAGCAACUCCUCUAUUCUGAACUUUUAAAAACGGAGAGCGUAAUGUUGGUGGGCAACAAAAGAGGUUUAAAGACUGUCUCAAGGCAAAUCUAAAAAAUGUAGCAUAACUGGGAAACACUGGCCUGCGAGCGUUGCAGUCGGAGAACAGCCUUGACCAAAGGUGUCGUGGGCUUUGAAGACACUCGAACUCAGGACGCAAGGGAGAAACAUGCCAAGAGGAAGGCACACUUGGCAAACCCUCACCGGGGUCAACUCCCGCCUGGAAACCUAUGUCCCCACUGUGGAAGGAUGUGUGGAUCCAGAAUUGGCCUCCACAGUCACUUACGGACUUAUGGUUAAGACCGUGUUUAUGGAAGACAACUGGCUACGAGGGAUCGCCGAAAGGAGAAGUAGAAAGAUUGGGUUCGAUCGCAGCGAGACGGGGCAGCGGCGCAGCGUGUUACAAGAAGGGGAAAGCCAGAGGGAGAUUUCGGACUGCUUUGAAGCUGGGAAUCUCCAGCAAUCUCCAAAUCAAACUCUCCUUGCCUUCUGCAACCAUCACACAAACACACACACACACACACAGAGACGGGUCUGGCAGUCAAUAUGCAUAACAUAUAAAGGCAUCUUUGAUGUGCUUCUUGCUCUGCUGCAAGGCUGCUCUCCACCCUGGUGGGCUCCCAGCUCCAUCACCAGCAGGUGGUCCCAUCAAAGGGGUACCUACCAACUGCUCAGGCUGCCUGCAGGGCAGCUGGGGGGGGAGAAUAGAGGAGGCCUGACCCCCCACCUCCCAAAAACACACACUGCAUUUACGAGCCAACGUUACCUGUGAAAAAACUUUUGUUGUUUAGUCGUGUCCGCCUCUUCGUGACCCCCUGGACCAGAGCACGCCAGGCACUCCUGUCUUCCUCUGCCUCCCGCAGUUUGGUCAAACUCAUGCUGGUAGCUUCCAGAACACUGUCCCACCAUCUCGUCCUCCGUCGUCCCCUUCUCCUUGUGCCCUCCAUCUUUCCCAACAUCAGGGUCUUCUCCAUGGAGUCUUCUCUUCUCCUGAGGUGGCCAAAGUCUUGGAGCCUCAGCUUCAGGAUCUGUCCUUCCAGUGAGCACUCAGGGCUGAUUUCCUUCCGAAUGGAGAGGUUGGAUCUUCUUGCAGUCCAUGGGACUCUCAAGAGUCUCCUCCAGCACCAUAAUUCAAAAGCAUCCAUUCUUUGGCAAUCAGCCUUCUUUGUGGUCCAGCUCUCACUUCCAUAUUUGCUCCUGUUUUAUUUCCUUGGGUAUCGUCUCCCUGCAUAGGGUUGAAGUGCGUCUGGGUUUUCCUGGAUCUAUCCGGAAUACCAGGGAAAACCACUUUGUUUUUGCCUCCCCCCCCCCCCAUUAAAAUACAGUCAUCCCAAACAGAAUCCGUUCCGGAAGUCCGAAAACAUUCAGAGACCGAGGCAGGGCUUCCGAUUGGCUGCAGGAGCUUUCUGCGCACAAUCGGAAGACGCACCGGACAUCCGGCUUCCAAAAAAUGUUCAAAACCAGGAACACUUUUCCUGGUUUGCGGCGUUUGGGAACCAAGGCGUUUGGGAACCAAGGUGUUUGAGAACCAAGGCGUUUGAGAACCAAGGUGUUUGAGAACCAAGGCAUUUGAGAACCAAGGUGUUUGAGAACCAAAGCAUUUGAGAACCAAGGCAUUUGAGAACCAAGGUACCGCUGUAUACAGAGGAUAAAGGAAAAAAGUUAAAUUACAUUUUGGGGGUUCGGAUCAAUGGUCAAAUGGUGGGUCUUAUUCUAAUCGCUCCAGCUAAAAACCAUGCAACUUUUGCUAUCUAUCGCCUGUUCAUCUUGAUCUGUCAAGGGAACGGAGAGUGUAACAGUGGUUGGGCGACCCGGAAUGGACAAUAAAAGAGGGGUGAUAACUUCACUCCUCAAAUAUUUGUAAAGAGUCGGAAGGCCGGAAGGACGUGAGCUGCCGAUUCACGACUGCCAUCUCCACAAAGACAUAAGCGUUUUUCCCACUGGGGUUUUUUGGAAUUGCCCCUGAAGGCGGUAUAUUCAGUCUUGUGAGAGUAAAAGCACGUCUAUAUUUUGGAAUUAUUAAGUUCUGCAAAGAGUCAAAAUGUCUAGGUGGGGAAUAGUCGUACCGUGGGCAGAAUUUCCUUAUUGUGGCUGAGUUGUUCUGUCGCUCGAUAUCGUUUAAUUAAAUUGCUUGCUUUACUAAAACCCAGCGUGAGUAGCCGUCGUGGGGAUAAACCACAGGAGUGAAGUUUUGGGUAAACUAUUUUAGUCCCGGCGCUCUCUUGCGACUCUAGAGGUAGUAGACCAGACAGAUCUAUAUGUGUGUUUGUGAAAAAGUCCAUGUAAGAAACUAGCCUACUGCAUAAAUUUGCAUUUGUCGCCCCGCCCAUUUUGCCUCUGGCCCCGCCCACUAGCGCCAUGUGGUUUCCCCCUGCCCUUCUCAUAAAUAUGGGGGGGGGUCCACAGAUCGCUCCCCUCCCUCGAUCUUUAUUCCAGCUUUUGCAACUUCACCCUACUGAUCCUAAAAUAAAAUAAAAUAAAACGAUAAAAUAAAGGAAUGCGUUUUCAAAUGCCGCAAAGCAAAGCUUAACAGUCCAGCAAUAGCCUUAUGCCUAAAUUCCACCACCAUCACCAAAUAAUAAUAAUAAUAAUAAUAAUAAUAUUUAUACCUCACCCAUCUGGCUGGGCUUCCCCAGCCACUCUGGGCAGCUCCCAACAAAAAUAUAAAAGCACGAUAAAAUAUCAAGCAUUAAAAACUUCCCUAAACAGGGCUGCCUUCAGAUCCUUUCUAAAAGUCAGAUCGUUGUUUAUUUCCUUGACAUCUGAAGGGAGGGCGUUCCACAGGGCGGGCGCCACCACCGAGAAGGCCCUCUGCCUGGUUCCCUGUAACCUCGCUUCUCGCAGGGAGGGAACCGCCAGAAGGCCCUCGGGAGAUGGACUCUGUGUCCGGGCUGAACGAUGGGGGUGGAGAUGCUCCUUCAGGGAUACUGGGCCAUUUAGGGCUUUAAAGGUCAGCACCAACACUUUGAAUUGUGCUCGGAAACGUCCUGGGAGCCAAUGUAGGUCCUUUCAGGACCGGUGUUAUAUGGUCUCCACUCCCAGUCCCCAGUCUGGCAGCCGCAUUCUGGAUUAGUUGCAGUUUCCGGGUCAGCUUCCAAGGUAGCCCCACGUAGAGCGCAUGGCAGUAGUCCAAGCGGGAGAUAACCAGAGCAUGCACCACUCUGGCCAGACAGUCCGCGGGCAGAUAGGGUCUCAUCCUGCGCACCAGAUGGAGCUGCCCUGGACACAGAAUUAACCUGCGCCUCCAUGGAUAGCCGUGAGUCCAGAAUGACUCCCAGGCUGCACACCUGGUCCUUCAGGGGCACAGUGACCCCAUUCAGGACCAGGGAGUCCCCCACACCCGCCCGCCUCCUGUCCCCCCAAAACAGUCCUUCUGUCUUGUCAGGAUUCAACCUCAAUCCGUUAGCCGCCAUCCAUCCUCCAACCGCCUCCAGACCCUCACACAGGACCUUCACCGCCUUCACUGGUUCUGAUUUAAAAGAACCUCGAAAUACCGGCUGCCGGGCGGGGGUCACAAAUGGGGACGCCGAGUUGAGCUGGCCAAGGUGCCCAUGUUCCCUGAUCUUGCCCGGCCGCCGUCCCCGUUUUUUUCUAAUUGGGGGGGUUCUCCACUGGGCGGCUCUUUUGAGGGCUCUGUUAACCAGCUUUGUGUCUCUUCUUUUGUCUUCCAUCUUGUGUCCCCCCCUAGUUAAAUGGAGGUGGACAAGUGAAGGUUCCCGGGCAUUACCUUCCCACCCAGAUGUUGGCGCCGCCGCCCCCCCCGGGUCUGCCCCGCCUGGCAAUCUCACCCGACACCAAACCCAUCGCGACAACUUCCGAGGGAGGGACUACUUCGCCGACGUCUCCCAGUAAGCAAGCCUCAAAAACGCCCCCCCCAAACCCGAUCCCGACUCCCGCCCGCCCGCCCCCUCCCAAAUGACCCAGCAGCCAUGCCCACCCAUGCCCAAUUCCGCCCACCCACCCCCAAUCCCCCAAAUCCAGACAUACUCACAGACCGCAGUCUAGCGUUUUCAUUUUCCGGAGAGGGGUGGGAUUCGAAGCAUGGCAGCGUUUUUCAUAGGAGGGGGCUGUUUUUUUUCAGGGGCGGCGGCACCGCCAGCAGCGGGGGAGAUCUGGGUUCAAAACAGCAGCAGCCCCGACCCGCCAAUGGGAAGGGCUUGGGCAAAGGGCCGGUUUAAAAUAAGGUUACCAGAUUUUUUCUCAGCGAAUCCGGGGACACUUUUUAACUUCAAUAGGAAUGAUAGGGUUUUGUCUGGGGGCUGAUUUGUAAAUCCGGGGACUGUCCCCGGGAAACGGGGAUGUCUUCUAACCUUAGUUUAGCAGCAGCCUUUGGCUAUGUGCAAUAAAACUGACUGACUGACUGACUGUAACCUUAGCUUAAAACGCACCUGUUGAAAUCAAAACAGUGUCCCUUCUGGUGGCUUGCAACUGAACAGUUUGCGCCUAAAUAGAAGCUUUGCGGCUCGUCGAUCCGAAACAGCCUCUUCCAGACUCAGAUCUAGCCAAAGGAGCAUCUGUGUAAUGAAGGACUUGCAUUGAUUAUUAUUAAUAUUAAUAAUAAUAAUCCCCCACCCAACUGGCUGGGUUUCCCCAGCCACACUGGGCAGCUCCCAACAGAAUAUUAAAAAUAAAGGUAAAGGUAAAGGUACCCCUGCCCGUACGGGCCAGUCGUGUCCAACUCUAGGGUUGUGCGCCCAUCUCACUUAAGAGGCCGGGGAUACUUCCGGGUCAUGUGGCCAGCGUGACGAAGCUGCUCUGGCGAGCCAGCACCAGCGCAGCACACGGAAACGCCGUUUACCUUCCCGCUAUAAAGCGGUACCUAUUUAUCUACUUGCACUUAGGGGUGCUUUCAAACUGCUAGGUGGGCAGGAGCUGGGACUGAAAGAUUGGAGCUCACCCCGCCGUGGGGAUUUGAACUGCCGACCAUGCGAUCGGCAAGCCCUAGGCACUGAGGUUUUAUCCACAGCGCCACCCGCGUCCCCCUAAUAUUAAAAAUAUUAAAAAUACCAAACAUUAAAAACUUCCCUAAACAGGGCUGCUUUGAAGUGUCUUCUAAAAGUCAGAAAGCUGUUAAUUUCCUUGACACCUGAUGGGAGGGUGCCACCACCGAGAAGGCCCUCUGCCUGGUUCCCUGUAACCUCGCUUCUCGCAGGGAGGGAACCGCCAGAAGGCCCUCGGAGCUGGAGCUGCUUACAAUGGUCUCACAUAUAAAUGAUAAACUUUCCCCGUUCUUUUUCAAAGUCCUUGUCUUCUUGAUUCCUGAGCUUCCCAGUUAAUUUUGCCAUUUUGGCAUCAUCCAUCAACUUGGUUUGCCAUUCUUAUCUGGCCGGGGUUAUCGCUUAUUUCCAUCUCUGGGCUAAUAGCAUCCUUGCGGCUGGGAAUUCUUCUUAAAUACCUGGCAGGGAACCUGUGACUCUUCAGAUAUUGCCAGACUCUCGCCAUACCGUCCCUAUGCUGUCUGGAACCGAUGAGAACUGGUGCACAAUGACCCUGUUUAAUGAAUGUUUCUUAUAGCUUAAAAACAGAACACAGGUUUGCAUCCUUUAACCCAAAAGCCCACACUGGAAUCUAAAACAAAACUCAUUCAGUUCCUCUGCCCUGAGCUAGGAAUCCCAGAAUCUUUUUACACAACCAGGCACUGUGAUAAAGUCCCUUUUCAUUUCCUUAAACCGCUGGAAAUGAUAGGAAACCGCAUAAUAAUUAUAUGAAUGAUAAUUUGAACCCUGCCCAACUGACCGGGUCGCCACAGCCACGCUGGACAGCUUCCGACCCAUAUAAAACCAGAAUAAAACUCAAGUGUUGGAAACUUCCCCAUACAGGGCUGUCUUCAAAAAGUCAAAUAGUUCUUUAUCUCCUUGACAUCUGGUGGGAGGGCGUUCCACAGGGCGGGCGCCACCACCAAGAAGACCCUCUGCUUGGUUCCCUGUAACCUCGCUUCUCACAGGGAGGGAACCGCCAGAAGGCCCUCGGGAGAUGGACCCCGGUGUCCGGGCUGAACGAUGGGGGUGGAGACGCUCCUUCAGGGAUACUGGGCCAUUUAGGGCUUUCAAGGUCAGCACCGACACUUUGAAUUGUGCUCGGAAACGUCCCGGGUGCCAAUAUAGGCAAUGUUGUGUUUUGAGGCUGAGACACUGAUCUAGAUCUGUUUGCUUUGGCCUGUGUGGAUUCUAAGUUGCCAUUUUGGGGGGCCAGGCGGUUAGAAGCUUGUAGUUUUCAAGACGACUUUUUGGUUCCUGAAAUUCAUUCCGGUUGUACGGAUGAAAUAAUGGCGGGUAGAAUUCUGCAGGUUGCGUUGCUAGCGUGGGAAAACAGGCAAGGUUCAAGGAUCCUUUAUCCUGGCACCCAGGAAUCUUCACUCGGUUGCAAAAGGAGCCUGGCGAAUUUAGAACUCUGCCUGGGGCCAGUCCUGAUCUUUCAGCCUCUCCCGCCUCGCAGGGUCGUUGUAGGAUGGUAAUGAGGAGCGUGAACACCACCUUGAGCUCUUUGAAAGAUAAGGAGGCUACGGAUGCAAGGGGGGAAAAUAAAAUAAAAUCACUGAUUGGCGCACUUGAGAAGCCCGGCGGGCAGAGGGGGCAGCAGCAAAUAUUUCUGCUGCGCCCUCAGGGCAACUGCAAGGACAAGGAAGGAAGGAAGGGAAAGAAAGAGGAAGGAAGGGAGGAAGGAAGGAAGGGAAAGAAAGAGGAAGGAAGGAAGGAAGGAAGGAAGGAAGGAAGGGAAAGAAAGAGGAAGGGAGGGAGGGAGGAAGGAAGGAAGGAAGGAAGGAAGGAAGGAAGGGAAAGAAAGAGGAAGGGAGGGAGGGAGGAAGGAAGGGAAAGAAAGAGGAAGGAAGGGAGGAAGGAAGGAAGGGAAAGAAAGAGGAAGGAAGGAAGGAAGGAAGGAAGGAAGGAAGGAAGGAAGGAAGGAAGGAAGGGAGGAAGGAAGGAAGGGAAAGAAAGAGGAAGGAAGGAAGGAAGGAAGGAAGGAAGGAAAGAAGGAAGGAAAGUUUGUGGAAAGGCCUCCGCAGAGAGGCUGCCCUGGCGCCUUCAUUACACAAAGUUUCUCUUGUCGUUUUGUCGUUUUCCUCCCGCUGCUUUUAUCUCUACUUCCGCCCACAAUUUACUUUGACUGUUAAUAUAUGUAAAUAUAUUAUAAAUAGGCUCCCCCUCUUCUAUAACAAGUUCGUCAUUUCGCUCUCUUAAUUUCGCCGUCAGCUUUGCCGUUUCUGCACAGUCCAUCCCUUUCAGCAUUCUGCAGCCUCUUAAAUGUUUUUGUGGGAAGGAGAUGGGUUGUUUGUCGUUUUAACUGUUUGCUUGUGGUCUUUACCUCGUAUUUUGUCCCGUGAGCUGCUCUGAGAUUUUGUGAUGAAGGGGGGGGGGCAUAUAAAUGGAAGGAAGGAAGGAAGGAAGGAAGGAAGGAAGGAAGGAAAGAAAGAUGGAAGGAAGGAAGGAAGGAAGGAAGGAAGGAAGGAAGGAAGGAAAAUAAGAAGGAAGGAAGGAUGGAAGGAAGAUAAGAAGGAAGGAAGAAAGGAAGGAAGGAAGAAAGGAGAGAGGGAGAGGAAGGAAGGAAGGAAAGAUAGGAAGGAAGGAAAGAAGGAAGGAAGGAAGGAAAAUAAGAAGGAAGGAAGGAAGAUAAGAAGGAAGGAAGGAAGGAAGGAAGGAAGGAAGGAAGGAGAGAGGGAGAGGAAGGAGGGAAGGAGAGAGGGAGAGGAAGGAAGGAAAGAUAAGGAAGGAAGGAAGGAAGGAAGGAAGGAAGGAAGAUAAGAAGGAAGAUAAGAAGGAAGGAAGAAAGAUAAGAAGGAAGGAAGGAAGGAAGGAAGGAAGGAAGGAUGGUUAUUCUGGGUGGUUUCCUCUCGAAUGGGAAUAGGAAUUGGUGGUCGGGGGUUUGUUUUGCGUUUCUUUUCUAAACCGUGCUGUGUCCCCCCUCCUUUCUUUCUCUCCCCCUCUCCCUCCUUCCCUUCCUCAGCCUACUCCGCCCCAGGCACACCCCCUGCGAACCGCUUCGUGGGACUAG